AUGAAAUUCAGCAGCUCAUUCAGGACAGGCAGAGUUCUUCCAUUUUUUACUAUUAUUGCUGUCCUUGUUGUCCGGCCUUCACAAUCAUGGCUUGUUCACGAAGUAGAAAAAAACUCUGCUAACAGGUUAGCAACUUGCCUGUACAAGGUCUUCCAACAAAAUACAGGAUUUGAUAUGCUACACAAGCUGUAUAAAAAUUUUUCUUGUGUUGCUCGAGAUACCGACGGCCAGCAAUUGCUUCGCAAUAUAACUAAACACGCCGAGGCCCGAAUUAACAAUAGUCGAAGGUUUUUGCAGGGCCUGAGAGAAAGGAUGCAGCUACCUUCAGCAGAUUCUCUUCAAGGAAAUGUUACAGGCUGUUGUAGAGAGAAUUCGAAUGUUUUGCGUAUCCAGUUCAAUGAACGAGUUCGCUCUUUCGUCGAUUUAACGAAAGGCUGUUUCAUCAGAGAUUCGUCAGGUACCAGUCAGGAUAAUGUGGAAUUCAGCAGUGAGUUAUUGGGUUUUUAUGAGGGACAUUUCAACGAGUCGGAGACAGUGGCAUGGCAGUAUUACGGUUCUAUAGACGGAGAGUAUUUGCAGUAUCCUGCCAAUACCCGCUAUUGUGGGAGCAACAGUUUACAAUUCGACCCACGAUUUAAGUAAGUUCUUUAUAUUUUUGUGAAACCCUAAACUGUAGGUUGCGUUUCCUGAUCACAUAAGGUCCCUUCCAAGCGAAUCUGGGGCAUUCUGGGACAGUAUACUUAGUGAACUAGAAAAUCGUCCAGUUACAAUUGUUCACACAAAUUCGCAAAUAUAAUCCGUCGGUUAAAAACAAAACAGUCUGGAGGUUUGGGUGAGCAAAUUCACUGGUUUGGUGUGACGAGAGGCCGAUUGGUUUAAAACAUGUAUAUAUGUGGUAUCAAGAUAUCCUGAUUCGAGUGGACGGGGAUUGAAAUAAUACUCAGUUCGCUGUUUUUCCACCUAACCUAAUCAGAUCAAAGCAAUGUUAAAACUAUUAUUACUAGGGCCCCAUCAAUACGAAUCUGGACACGCUUAAAUCAAUUCGUAAAUAUCCGGUUUUCAUGAUCUAGACAGUUCGCAAGUCCGUCGGAUCCAAAAAAACCCAUGAAAAACGGACUCACUGGUUUCGAGUGGACAGAGGGCCGAUUCGUAUGAAAAAAUGUGCGGUUUUAAAAAUAUCCAGAUUCAUGCGGACGGGGUAUAACUGAUUAACUCGACACAGUAAAAACUAUAAAAUCAUAUUUGGGGCUAAAGACCAAUUCCUCGAGUUUCCGUUGGUUCAGUCGUAUUGUGCGUUGUUUUUUUAGUCGAAUAUGGGCUCAGAUCCUCCUAAAUGGCUGUAGCCAGCAUUUUUAAUCGAGUCUGUUUUGAUUAAUGAAACUUAGAUCGUGGUACGUGGAAACUGCUUCACCCGUUAAGAAGAAUUUAGUAAUAAUUAUUGAUCGCAGUGGUUCUAUGAGUGGGUUAAGGAUGAGGCUGGCUAAGGAAGCCGCAUUUACAGUACUGGACACAUUAUCACCAAAAGACAACGUAAGUAUUGUUCAUUUCCGAAAACAAGAAGAGUUUAUCAGGCCAGCUACUAGACUGAACAUUCCCAUCUCUAAGGCCCCACUUAUAUAGACAAAAGUUGUCCCUGAGAGAAGGGUCACCCGCCUACCCAAGCUACCUAAACUAUUUGGAAGCCCAGGACCCAAAUGCCCUGAGAUACAAGUGAAACUGCGUUUAAAGCCCCGGGGAAACGGACGCAUCAUUGUUGGCCAACAUCUUCCAACCUUGUGUGAUGUUACAUGUUCCGUCUGUUUGCACACCCUGUUGCAUGUUGUUGGGAAAUGUUGUCCCUGAGAGAAGGGUCACCUGCCUACCCAAGCUACCCUUUCGUAUAUUUCCUUACAAAACGAGACCUAAGCAACGCAAGUAAAUGGAAAUUUGAUGGAAUCCUGAUCGAACUAUUUGGAAGCCCAGGACCCGAAUGCCCUGAGAUACAAGUGAAACUGCGUUUAAAGCCCCGUGGAAACGGACUCAACAUUGUUGGCCAACAUCUUCCAACCUUGUUGGAUGUUACAUGUUCCGUCUGUUUGCACACCCUGUUGCAUGUUGUUGGGAAAUGUUGUCCCUGAGAGAAGGGUCACCCGCCUACCCAAGCUACCCUUUCGUAUAUUUCCUUACAAAAUGUGGCGAACUGUUUACAUGAGCAACAACAAAAAAUUGGCUCGCCUAGAAGGGUGACGGUCACCCUCCUACCUUUACCUACUUUUCUUCAUACAUAAACACUUUGGCUCGCCCAGCCGGUUGCGAGCGCUGUGUUAGACAAUCAGAGCAUGCACGAGUGCUUUCUCAUAUAAACGCUCGCUAAAGUUGACUCGGCUAGGAGGUCGACCCAUCUACCCGGGACGCCCCGGGACAGGUUUUCUCCAUAUAAACGAGACCUAAGCAACGCAAGUAAAUGGAAAUUUGAUGGAAUCCUGAUCGAACUAUUUGGAAGCCCAGGACCCAAAUGCCCUGAGAUACAAGUGAAACUGCGUUUAAAGCCCCGUGGAAACGGACGCAACAUUGUUGGCCAACAUCUUCCAACCUUGUUGGAUGUUACAUGUCCCGUCCGUUUGCACACCCUGUUGCAUGUUGUUGGGAAAUGCUGCACAAAGUUUGAACCUGUCAGACUUUUGAGCCAACACCUCCCAACAUUUCUUUUGUUCCAUGAUCGCCGAAGCGUAGCGCAGCAAUGUUGGAUCCGUUUGCACAGCUCAUCCUUAACAGCUCAUCCAAAAUUGUUGGUGCCACGCACGCGCAUUACACGUGGUCUCCAAAGUCUUAUGGGUUGUAUCUUUUCCAUAAUACACUGUAGUUCCCAGCAUUGGUGGAAGUUGUUGCAUCCGUUUGCGUCCGUUCGUAACUUAGUAACAGAAAAGCAGUGAAAAGUUCAGUUGAAGUAGAAUGGCUUGAAGUAGGAUGGCUUGGGUUUGCUCCGGUGUUAUUUUACUUUUCAAACUUAUUCCAGUACAUUCAUGAGCAUACAUUAUGCACUGAAAGAGGAGGAUUAGAAACAGGUUCUCUCUCACCUGUUUGAAGGCUACUGGCAUCUCAAGAUAGUGAAAUACUUCACAAAAAUCGGAAAAAGGACUAGGCAGGUACUAAUAAUUAACGCAAUAACGCCCAGUUUGUUUUGUCUUUAUAAAGGUUGGUCUUGUUGCCUUUUCCAGCUACACUGAAACCCCUUCUGGUUGUUUUGGCUCUAUAGUCGCAAAAGGAAUACCUGCUAAUUUGGAGAGACUGAGAGGGUGGCUUGAAAACAUCUACGCACUCGGUAGGACGUAUGCUUUGAUUCAUAUGCUAACUUUAAGUAGUGUUAGGCGAAGAUUCAGUGACGAUUUUUUUUACUUUUGUCAGUUAAACUUGAGGGAAUCCAAAUUUUAUACCUUUCACUUUCCAUCAGGAAACUAAUGACCCUAAAACACUUUUCAAGAAGAAUGUAGGAGCCUAGGGUCACGUGACCUAGUUCGCGCAAAGACAUCAGUCUUGCACGUACUGUAUUUUGUGGCAGUUCGUUCGAUUGUCAAAAGCGUCUUUCAUCUGCCUGUUUCUCUAGAAAUUGGUGGCAACGGUACGGAAACCAUGUCUGACAACUACGGAGAAAGAGCGACUGGUUGCUCUCAACAGAGGCCGGAAAAAUCUCUUCAUAAGUCCGGCGAGAAAAGCGCCACUGGUAGAAUUAAAACCAACAGGUCCACAUGAAGCCACGAAACCCGCUUCGUUCAACGAUCUGGUGAAGGCCAUGACUGAAGCCUUCAAACUGUCAGUGGCUAAACCGAGUACAAGUACAGCGAUCCAAUCGGCCGAAGCACCUCUCUAAAUCAACCGAAACCAUAUUCGCGCGGUAAAAAAUUUCAUGUUAUGGUUAUCGGAAUUCGAGGAAUACUUAAAGCUUGCUGACAUUACGGAACAGAAGACGGAAGCGUUUAUGAUUACUUGAUUACUCUGUUGGGGCAGCCGGCCUACAGAGCCCUUCAACUUCUUCGAAUCCCAGAGAGCACCUCAUAUCAAGGGUUCUUAGAACGCAUCACGACACGGUUUGACUCAGGAAAAUCAACCGGCGCUUGUAAGAUGCUAAUUCGUGCUCGUCAACAAAAGCAAAGCGUAUGCUGAAAAGCUGUUGGGACUGGCAGAAAACGCCUACUCUGAUGCCGCCUAUCGAUUCAAAGAAGAACUUGUGAAACACCGGUUCUUAAAGGAAGUUCCCGUUCGUUGUAGUGAUGGAUGCCGCGAACAGUUUUUCAUGAAGCAACCAGAUAGCUUCGCUGUCGCCGUUCGCCUGGUUCCACAGUUGGAAAGAGCUCGCUCUGCUUCACGCAAUUCGACACUGUCUAAACCAGCACGGCCGCAGUUGAACUAAGCCGAGAGUGAUGAAGAUUUUUCUGAUGUUGCAACUCAACGCUUGAAAGGUUGGAACAAAGGUACCCCACGCGGCCGCUAUUCUUCUCGGGGACUCACCGGAAUUUAAUGUUAUUGUUGACAAAAUUAGGGCCAUUACGCCCGGGAUUGCCCUAAUGCUUCGGGAAAAGGACAUAGGGCACUACCACGGGUCGAUCCUUCCCCUUAAAUCAUCCAAGGACCCAAAAUGUUUCAACGGGAGAAGCGUCCAGGAGAGAGAAUUUGUUUGUUUUGAGUGGACUUGGUGUUCGUAUUUCUGGACUGAUCAAUCAGGCUCGGAUUUCAGUUCUCCUAGAUACUGGCGCUACCUCUAACAUCCUCAAUGAAGAAACUUGGAAGAAAAGCGGAAAUAAUCGUUCAGCUAAGCUUCAUAAGAUGAAACUGACUCCCGACUUGGCUAAUGGUGAAGUUUCAGCAAUUCAGGGAUCGGAAGAUCAGUAAUAUCCUUACGCCUCGGAAAUUCUAAAUUUUAAGCUGAUGUUGAUUGUUCGUGACAUUCCUCACGCGCGCAUUCUUGGAUCAGAUUUCUUGGAACAAGAGACAUGUCGAAUUUUGAUAUGGGAACCUUUGUGGCUAAGAGGGAAGAGCUACCGAUCUUUUAUCAGAAGAAGGCACCGAGCGUUUACUGUAUCAUCCUUUCAGAACAAGUUGAGUUCCAACCAGGAACAGGGCUAGUUUUAUGCGGAAAGUUAGAACCUGGAUUGAUGGGACACCCGCAAUUUUGGAAGGGAUCGAGAAAGAAGCAAUGGAAAAGUUUGGUGCUAGAUUUUGUGUGGCACAAACAUUAACUAUUCCAAAGGAGGGUAACAUGACUGUUCACCAAGGAAAUUUCUCAGAGAAAUCCAUCACCCUAAAGCCUGGGAAAGGACAAUUUCUCGAUCCCAUUCAAGAAUCCUUGUGGAUUCAAGUGCUAGUGAGAACAAUACGUCUUUCGAGCUAAAUCAAAGUCAUCAAGGACCAAAGGCUUUCUUGGAUGAAUCUGUGUGGAAGAUAGGUAUCCGUGCUGACUACUCAGGCCUUUCGAUAGAGCAACAAACUUCAUUUGCUGAUUUACUAGAGGAAUACCAGGAUUACCGGAGAUGGUGAGCUGGGGCGAACCCAUUUGAUGGAACACACAAUUGACACUGGCUCCGCCGCACCCAUUAAACAAGCACCCCGUCGUUUACCACCGUGAAGGAUGAAGUUGACCGACAACUCUCUCAGCUCAUGAAAAAAGGGAACAGAACCACCCAAUACCCCCGGGGGCAGUCCCACUGUUCUGGCCAUGAAGUAUGAUACUUAGAUGCUAUACAAGAGAUUACAUUUUAACAUAACACAGUUACUGUAAGGGAUGCUCAACCUCUUCCGAGGGCGGACGAUAUUCUGAAAUCCUUAGGUGUUGGGGCAAAGUGGUUCAGCUGCCUGAGCCUGUCCUCAGGGUAUUUGCAUGUCCCCGUUGCCAAGAAAGACUUGCUCAAAACGGCAUUCGUCAAGCAUCGAGGUCAAUUCCAGUGGACCUGUUUACGAUUGGGCUAACCAAUGGGCCUGGAACGUUUAUGUGGCUAAUGAACUUAGUGUUACGAGGGCUUAAUUGGAAGCACUGCUUGGUUUACUUGGAUGAUAUAAUUGUCAUACCCAGUGCGUUUGAGGAACACCUAUUCCCUCUCCGAGCAGUAUUUGAAAGAUUACGAGAGGCAGGGUUGAAAUUGAAACCGCAGAAGUGUGCCUUCCUUCAGGGAAAGGUCUCCUUUCUUGGUCACGUGGUAUCUGCUGUUGGCAUCAAUACUGAUCCAGAGAAGACUAGUGCUAUAAUUGACUGGCUAACCGGUGAUAAUACCUCGAAAGUGAAAGGCUUCCUCGGCCUCGUAACAUACUAUCGUCGAUUUAUUCCUUGCCUCUCAGAAAAGGCAGAACCUUUGAACUGCUUGACUAGAAAGGGGUCCUGAACAGGAGAGAGCCUUUUGUGAACUUAAGCAGUGCCUCGUUCAACCACCUGUUCUUGUAUAUCCUGACUGCCGCUUAUCUAGUGGUCAGUUUGUUCUGGAUAGCGAUGCGAGCAGUGGCCAUGGUAUUGGAGCUGUGCUGUCUCAGAAGCAGUAGAUGGUACAGAGCGUGUUGUGGACUAUGGAAGUCGAGCAUUACACCUCCUUGAAAGGAACUAUUGUGCAACUCGACUCGAGAUGCUUGUAUUAUUGGAAUUUUUCGACUAUUUUAGUUCUAUUUGCUUGUUCGUAAGUUUCUCAUCCGAACAGACCACUAUGCCUUGAAGUGGUUGAUGUUGUUUAAACAGCCUGAAAGACAAGUAGCCGGCUGGUUGGAGAGACUCCCAAGAGUACGAUUUUGACAUUUCGCAACCUCCAUAUCCACCCAGUGAUUACACAAAUCAAAGAAGGAAGAUCUCCACCCACAGCGUAAGAACAGGAAACCUACAGUCUCCUUACCAGAGCAAUAUAUGCACAGUAUCCAUUACUGGAACUGUGGGACAAUGUGUUGAAGCUAAAGGCUGAGGACAGAGAGAAGCACUAAAGGCCCGAUUCAUUCUCCUGCUAGCCUGGUGCACACUGCAUUGAAACGACUAUAUGAUGGAAUGGAAGUUAGUCACCUUCGGCGCCUCAAGACCUUGCGCAAGGUGCAAGCAAGAUUCUGGAGACCAGGCCUCGCUAGUGCUGUUAAGGAUUACGACGCAGCCUGCUUGACGUUUCAGGACGGGAAAACGUUCUGCGCAAGAUUCUGCGCACGUCUUAUCGCAGGCUCAAGGCGGGCUGUUCUGACUGUGUUUGUUUGUCACUGAGAGAAUUCUGACUGAGACUGAAAAAAAUGCUCGAGACGUAAAGCCUUUUUACCUGUUUGUUUUUUUUUUUCGUCACUUGAAAAUUACUUUUGAUUCAGAACAACCAAUGUUAAAGGAAAAACGGAUCAUUCCGUCAGUCUGAGGAAGAGGCGAGUAUUUUUCUGAUUGUGCAUUCGAUUAAUUUGUGAGUUGAUUUCACCUUCUUUCGCCGGGCUGAAUUAAAACCCGCUUGCAUCCUAUUAUUAGUAGUUACAGUUACUUUUAUUGCAUGCCCAGAUUUAAUACUUUUGCAGAACCAGAUUUAUCCUUCUCUUCGGUCAAAGAACCAUAUUGCUAACGUAUGCGAGUGAAUAAAGUUGCUGGUUUAAAAAUUUCUCAGAAAUAUAAGACCAGCAAGCUUACUCGAGAAGAAAAGACUACCUCGAUCAUUUCUCUGUUGCUCAAGUAAUAAUAGUCAGAGUGUUUUCAUGUCAUUUUUAAUUCAUACUUUUGUUUUUUAGUGUACUGUGAAAGUUUCUUUUCUUUAUAAGAAAUAACUUUCUGUACGCAAAUUUUCCUUUUCACUCACUGUGAAGUAGAGAACGAUAACUGCCGGCAGUGACUUCAAAACAAUUGACCCUUUGCCCGUGAACAAUUGCUGGAGCUGGACUUGACUGAAGCGAGCAAAGCAAACCCUUGUAAUGAUUUGCUGAGUGCAAGGUGCUUGAAUGAAGACCCUCGCAUGGACCAGUUAUUAAAAAUAGCUAAAUGUCACAAAUGGUGAAUCAUGGCUUGGCUGCGAAGCUUGUAACUGAUCAUUUGGUUUUAAGAUCUUUAGGUGGGUUGUUUUUCUAAAGAAAAUUCAUUUCUUCACUGUCAGGAGGUAGGAUUAUGAUAAUUUGUAGGUUUUGCAACCUUGUUCAAGCUUUUUUUUAGUUCGCUGAAUUUUGUGCAUGAUGGAAUUGUUCUCUGCUUGUCGCAUCUCUUGGUGAGCUUAAAGUGGCGUCUCUUCCUUAAAGUGAGUCAGUUGGAAAUUAAAUCAUAUACGUAACCGGAAAGCAAUUUUUGCAAUAAUGUAACUUUAACUUUGUUUGAAGGAAAUCCUACUUAUGCGCAGGUUUUUGACAGGUGUUAUGCAUGUUCAACUUGAGAACACAAAGCAAAAUUUAUCUGCGAGAAACUAUUAAGUUUUGACUGAAAACUAUAGUUGCUUUGAAACCGAUUUUUGGGAAGAUUUUACUUCAUAAAGAUUGACUCUUUUUCUGCCCACAUAUCAACGCCAAAACUUCUACAUUGAGGAUUUUGUUUAUAUUUCAGUGGUCUGUGAAGCUACAAUUGUCUGAUCGAGGGUGGGUUUUAAAAUUUCAGCUCGAGGGCGACAAGGUUCAGUGACUUCAAACACUUUGUGGGCGUACAUUAAUUUUUUUGGGCAAAUCAUUGUACAAAGAUAUAUAUAUAUAUUUUUUGUCCACAGUGGAGCUCCAGACCUUAUAUAUCCAAGACCUUCCUUAUAUGAACACAUUUUGUGAAUGCAUCUUGAAAAAAAUCGGACCUACGCAUGCACAUUUCAAGUACAACGCAAGAAAAUUACCGUCGUUAAAGUCCGUUUUACCAUAAGAUAUUUUUCCAGAAAAUUAACUAAUGAGAUGGUUAUAACCACAGCUUGCAACUUUAGACGAAAAAUUGCUUGUACUUUUCAGGUUUUGAGUGGAAACAUCUUAUAAUUUUUAGGCAAAAAAUAUUUGAAAUCCCGCCAUUUUUUCAAACCCGGCCAGGGGAUCUGGGCAAAAAAGUUCAUGCAUGCUCAUCACGUUUUUCCGCCCUGAAGUUUGACGUUUGUUUAGUGGAAAACAGCUUAAAAAGGCCCAGCAACGACAGAAGGAUUGCUUUGACAAGGGUGUUGAAACUUGCCAAUAUGCACCCGGUGACUUGGUUUUCCUGUUCAAUCCUCAGGUUAAGACAGGCGAAGCUGCGAAGUUUCACGGCGAAAGGAAGGGGCGUUAUGAGGUUCUAGAGCGCACAAUUGAGGUUAACUAUCGCAUAAAGACGCCAAGUGAUCCCGGAAGCCGUUCGAAAGUUAUUCAUUUUAACAAUUUAAAGCUGUACCAGUGCAAACGAGGUGAAUUCACACGGGGACAGGAGAAAGGUAGUAAGGCUUGAAUCACCGUUGCCAUUGACACUCGAACAUAUGGGACGAAAGUGACGACUUACCAGCAGAUCUUUUCCCCUUCCCACGAAAUUCCAUGGUGGUGUCUUUAACUGAGAACACCACCUUGGAGAUACCAGUUGAAGAGACCACCGUUGACGUAACCACCCCCAAGCUCAAAUUGCGGAGACCACCCCGCGAGCACGAAGUGGACGUAAGGCCCAACACGGCGGCUUAGACGUUACCCUCUUGCCUCAUAAAGAUCUGGAACAAAUACAAGAGGAACCGGUGGAAACCAACGUGGACAUUGAGUAUGACGAAAUACCCCAUUAACGAUUGAUGACCGUUCACCCCUGUAGAGAAUGAGGCGUCCCCUGGAUCGCUAUGGAUAGUGGGAGUUCAAUGCUGUAAUGUCUUCAGAUGUACCACUGGGAAAGAACAUGGGACUUUCGGAAGGGUCAUCCAGGCACAGAAGGAUGGAAUUCCCAGUUUAAAAGAAGAUUCAGGUGUGCGGAAAGUUACCCACCUAACGAACAAAGGGGAGCAGUGGAAAACGAAAAGACACACUCUGCUGAACAUUGGUGUUCAACAAACUGAACUAACUACCGACAUAGACAUUCGUUUUCCUAUUAAUUUUUUCCUUUGUCAAACCAAACACAUUUAAACUCCCACUUUUUAUGGGGGUUAGUUUAGGAGCUAGGGUCACGUGACCUGUAGUUUUGGCGCAAAGAUACUAGUCUUGCACGUGUUGUAUUUUGUGACGGUUCGUUCGGUUAUUUGUAGCGUUUGGAAGUGUCUUUCAUCUCUCUGUUUCUCUAAAAGAAUUUGAUCUUUUCCUUUAAAAUCAAAGUUAGUCGGGCUUAAUAACUUAAAGCUAGUUUUUGAUGACUUUUCUCUCUGUACAGGAUUAACACACUAUGCCAAAGCGUUUAAAGUGGCCUUCGGCAUGUUUCAGAAUGUAACGAAUGAUAAGGUAGGAUGCCGAAAUCAGUUAACUAGUUAUGUAUUUUUAAAUGCUACUCCAUUACGAACUGUAAGUUUAUGAGAGCACUGAACACCGUAUAUUCAAGUACUCAUGCUAUCAAACAGUAUGGCAAAUUUAUACAUUUUCAUUUUUUUCAGAGUUCUGGGACAAGCAAUAUCAUCUUGUUUCUCACGGAUGGUGACCCGACUGAUUCUGAAGAUGCAAUAUAUCAAGCAAUUGAGGAAGGACAGCUCAGUAUGGUUAGGCUGACUUGUUACCAUGCAUUUAUAUAUGAUCUGUCCAUUUUUUGUUAACUGACUAGUGAGUAGCCAAACUAAGUAGAACUGUUGUUUAUAGAACCAUUCUGUUCAGAUCAACACUUACGCUCUUGGUGCCGGCCUGUCAGCGAUCAGUCUUCAACGCCUUCGAAGAAUUGCUCUCAGUAAUAAUGGUGUAUUCAAUGAAAUCAGAGAUCAACAGGGAGGUGUGUUGAAAACAAUUAUGGGAAGUUACUACACAUCAAUUAAGACUCCUUUAGAGCAAGAACCCAUGCUUUCUACGCCUCAUGUAGACCCCACGCUUGGUCUGAAGGUGGUAUUAUCCGUAGCACUUAUCCAAAAUGGUACUUUUAAGGGCGUGCUGGCUCUUGAUCUGCCUCUCCAGCGCCUGUUUAAAGAGAUCUUUCAGCUUCCGUCCUCAACCCUGACGUAUGCUGUACUUGUAGACAAAGAAGGUAAUAUGCUUUUUAUAGUUUUAACGUAGGUUUUAUUUUUGGUAACAGACUCCGUACCCAGCUCGGCUGACGUAAAAACAAAAUUGUAUUUAUCUCUCGAAUUUUCUGAAAUUAAGAAGACAAAUGCGUCAUCCAGCGAAGAUCAGUAUAGCCUGCUAAGACGGGUUGUAUGUAUAUACAUGUAUGCAUGUAUGUACGUAUGUAAAACGCAUAAAGUAGAGUUUCCACACACGCGGACUUUAAUUUGAUCCUCUUCUUUGUUUUAGCUGGUUCACUAUCAAUCUUUUUGUUAGUUUUGUGGUACAAGAUUACAAGGUUUUGACAGGUUCGGUGGCUGGGUGAAAACUACUUAGCCCGCUGGUUUUCUGUUUUUGCCCACUUUACGGUGGGGUGCAUUUGUCUCAGGUAUAAAUUAGCCAGCGAAGACACCUGUUGUCGAAAAACAGAAACGGAAUGGGUUGUUUUUAUAUGUGCUACUCUCAACUGGUAAGGAAAAUUCUAGCCUGGUUUACUGCUGCCUUAGGUUUAACAUGACAGGCCAAUUCAGCCCAUGAAAGCGUUGUAUUGAUAGACCGGGCAUACUUACGAUAAUGACACUUUUUUCCCAAUACCCUAAAGCAUAUUGCUCUUUCUCUUCUAAGAGAGCCCAAAUCCGAAUUUCAAGGAAAAAUUACAGUACCCAAACUUCAUUUUGCUAAAUAUUCUAAAACUAAUAGUACUAUAUGAAAAAAAAAUUAGUUUCUAUGUUUUAUUUACUUGUCACACUACUCUAUAUUUCUUCAGCAAACUAAAAAGUUAGAGUUACAUUGUCUCUCCUUCGUUAACUAAGGAAGGGGAAAGUUAGGAUACUCUUGAAGAUCGAUGGUUUCACCACAUUUUAAAAUCACGUAUUUCAGGGCGCGCUAUUUUUCAUCCUUCCUCUCCUGACCCAAUGGAUGUAACAAGCAGCCACUCGUUUUUACCGCUGACACUAUUGGAACCUGCAUUGCCUCCUGAUUUCAUAUACAACCUGACAUCGGGUGGGUCAGGCCAACACAAAGUUGAGGUAAAUAAUGUGUACUUUUCUUUUCCGUAUGAGCCAGAAUGUUUAUAUUGUUUGGUGCCUUAUUAUAGAUAAGCGGAGAUUGUGUUGAAAGCUGCGAUAUUACUUCAAAAAGCUCUCAAAAACACAAUAUGUUUACAAUAUGUUAUACUGUCGAACAAUAAAAAAGUUUACUAAAACGAGUGAAUUUAGAAUAAUUUAAAAUAUCGAUUUAUCAAUGAGAUUCCGUAUUCUAUUAAUUUUGCACAAGGUAGAAAAAAGCGAGGACACUAAAGUGUCAAUAUGAGUAUCGAAAGUCAAACCGGAAUCAAGAUAGAUGCCCAAAUCCUUUCAGACCUUGUCAGGAGUUAAGGUUUUGCCCAGAAUCGAUACCGCCGGAUUAACAAGUUUUCCCAGCCGCUGCUUUGUACCGAAAAGGAUAAACUUUGUUUUUUCGGGAUUAAUUAGUUACCGAUGUUGACAGAGCCCAUCCACAACCCGAUGGAGAUCUUGAGAGACGCACGCUUGCCAAUGUCAGGUCGGUAUCAAACGAUUUUAAGGAAAGAAACAGCUUAGUAUCGUCUACGUAAGAUUCAAUUUCGCAAUUUGAGACGAUAUUCCGCAAAUCAUUGAUGUAAAGGGUGAACAAUAAGAGAAAGAGAAUUGAUCCUUGGGGAACUCCAUAACAGACAGGUAAUGGUGAAAGUAGCAUGCAGCCUAUACGGGUUGUAGCCGAUAUCUUUCGGUCAAGGAACUCUCGAACCACUUUGUGGAAGACUCAGAGUUACCCAAGUCUUGUAGUUUACGAAGCAAAAGAUUAUGUGAUAGACUUUCAAAGGCCUUACUCAAAUCAAUUAAGAUCAUGGCUGUAGUCCUUCUCUCAUCUACUGCCUUGAAAACAUGAUCAGUGACGUGUAGGCUAAUGUACGUAUGAAACUUAUGCUGGCUGUUGAUUGCGAUAUUAGUGCGGCUCUUCGGUAAACUUGACUUUUGAAAGGUUACUAAAGAGUUUGUUAAAUGAGUAGAUCUGUUGUACUUAAUUUCAGACGUCAUUCUUAGUAGACAUCUUAGACGUCCUCCGGUAUAAAUAAGGCCAAUGCAUGUUAGCUUCUUUAUUAAUAACAAAGGUUGCAACUGAAAAGCGUUGCAAAACAUGGGGGGCUAUAAAAGGAAAAUAAUUUCGAGAGUUUUUUUUCCUUUCAGGUGAGCUUUGCGUUACCACUUGGUGAUCGACCAGCAGACGGGACAAAAAUUCUUAAGAUGAGGGCCACUUACUUGUGGUCAGCAGUAACCGGCAGUGACUAUUUCAUUCUCUGUGUUGUAGCUGAUGAAAAGUCUCUAACGAAAGAUCUUACACCAGUAAGUUGUAGUUUCCGAACACUACAUAUUUUAUAUAUCGUACAAAGCUUACUAUCUGGCAUGUUUCUGUUACAAAUAAGUAAUAAGUAUUCUUGGUGUCUCUGACAUGGUUCGGCAGGGAUAUGUGUCGUAUAUUUUCAAGUUUUCGAAGUAGUAAAUGCCCCAGCUUGCCACAAGCCUCAUGCUGUCCUGUCUGUCUUGAAUGCUCAACGAUUGCCAAAUAGUGCGUCUCUUGGCCAUAAAUAAAGUAUGUUUUUCCUGUAAAAUUGUGCUCUUCUCUAAUUAACUAUAUUAUCGAUUACAAUGGUAGAAAAUUGCUGCACGGCGGGCGUUUCUUUUUGGUUUAUUUCUUUUGCUCUAUCUUGCGCUUCCACUGUCUAUGUUCACUUUUAAUUCACUAAAUCACUGAUGUUGUUGUCGGUUUAUUCAUAGGUUAGAAACAUUUCGCAGAUUGUACCCACGUUUUACCAUCGUUUAGAUUUAUCCUGGAAUUCUAGUGUAUCCCAUCCAAAAGAAGUCUGUAGAUGGAACACAAGUCUCAUUUCCCUAACGUCUUCUACAGUAAAGGCAAGUUGAAUCAGACAAACUAUGUUUAAAACAACAUGCCUUAUUCUGUGUCGAUUUGCUCUUUCAACUUAGCAGCGACAGUUUUCACAAGGCGUUCGGGUAAAAGUUCAAAUUUGUCACUUUGAAUAAUUUUCAUUCUUUUCAAAAGUGUUAGCUGCCUGUACAGAUGUCCGUUUGUGACAUCUAGUCUCCAGUCUUGUGGUGGAAGAACUAAGUUAGAUGGAAGAUACACAGUAUAUGUGCCUAUUUUCGGACACUUUUUGCAUUUAUUACAAUAACUUACAUCAGAAGGGCGGGAGCAAGCGGAUAGUUUCCUAGUAUGUAGUUCCUUUUCCUACGGCGACUGGCUGGUUGAACGCUCAAGGUUCAACCUCAUUGUGUUUUGAAAAAUAUCGUAGAAGUCGGGCGGCCUAUUCUCGGACAGGUAGUCCGGCCCUCAUUCUCGGACGAUGGUUCGUAGGUGAUUAAUCCUCUUCAUCAUGUUAAUAUACGUCUCAUUGAAGAAGAACGAAGUAAUGUUAAAAGUAAAAAACACGUUUUGUGGCUUAAAAAGCAUUCUAAAGUCAGUUUUAGUGAGUCCUCCAGGAGUAUUCGUCGCAGAUUUUCCCCCUGUUCUUCCUCGAAAAUGUGAAACAGUUGACUCGUAUUAAUUCUUACUUUGAAGCAAACCUUGUUCCAUUUUCUCCGACUUUCUCCAAAAGGUGGUUAUUUCCGUUGAGUAUUUGACAAGAACAGAGUGCAGACUGAAACGAUGUAAUUCAAUGUGCAGCGAAAUGCGAACUUAGACAGAAACACAUUUUACCUUCUUUCACAAGAUCUCCAAAUUUUCCCGUUAACGGACCGAUCCCAAAAAGAGUUAGCGAAAGUAGACUAAUCAAUUACUCAUCGGAGCCCAUCUUUCUGGUUACGAAGGAUUACGAAACAUUAAUGCUUACCGUCCGAGAAUAGGUGCGUGCGAGAUAUCGGAACACAUACUGUAUUUGUUGUGCGUUGUGGAUCUCGGAUAGGAAAAGCAACAAUUAUGACCUACGAAUAAUGAGAAUAAUUGGUUUUUAUGCAAUGCCAAGUUUAUGUAUUCUACUUGUCAUGCAGUGAUCACGAGGCGGGAUUUUACGUCUCUCAGAACUUAGGCACGUGAAGUGUAUAUCAUAUUUAGCUGCUUUAAAAGGUGGACAUCACUAGUGUCAUUUCCCCUUUUAACUCCUCUUCGUCGAGUCAAUUUUGAAUCCCUCCUCCUCCCCAACCGCCUCCUGUUGUCUCAUGUUCAAGUGUUUGCCGUCGAGAUAACGACGGUCUUUAAUUGUUAUUGUUAACAAAUUUUAAAAAAGCCACACUCGUGGCAAAUUUUUCCCAUUUGUUGGACUGUGUGUUUCAUUCGACAAACGGAGCUAGCUGACAACUUGCGAUGCGCGCACAAUGUUACUUUAAACAAAUAAUAGUAGUUAUAACUGGUCAGGGCAUAAAUUGUCUUUCUUGGUGUUGUUUCCCCUUGGAGAGGAUUGCUUUUAGUCUCUCGGCUUUGAUAGGAUAAGAACAUCUUCAGCAGGUUAUUUAUUGUAUUACCACUCGGUGAGGGUUGAAGGAAGAUUGAGAAAGGAAUGUAAACUCCCAGUGCAACGAACUAUUUUCUAUAUGAGCUUUGGAUUGCUUUGUUAUGUGCUCCAUUAUUCUACAAACUUGUUGUUGCGCUUUUUUUGGAUAAUCAUUGUUAACAUGUUAUAUGUGCAUAAGGCAUUAGUUUGAUUGCAUGAUUAUUUUCAGUGUGUCUUACGUUAUAUAUGUUUUUUGCUUCGCCUGUGAGGCUGAUUAUCCACUUUUACAGAUGUUUAUCUAAACGAAGUAGUCGCUAAUCAAAUAAUCGAAUUUAUUUUCAGAUAACACCAGAUGCAUUUAACGACUAUGAUAAAUACAUAUACCCAACGGAAACUGUUAAGGAUAUCCAAAGUAUACAACACUUUUUUGACGACAAAAGUUUUCAAGCUAAGUACCAAGGUUAACAUUUCAUUCUUACUGAGUUUUUUUUGUAGGGUUACAGGUAGCUGGGGUCUCUCUUAAAGGGGUAGGGCAGCGCAGUUGCGGAAAUGAAGUGCACCAUAUAUAGUAACUAGUAAUACCGCCCUCUGUAGACAAGUUUGCAACCUUAGCAUCGGCCGCUACUGAAGGACGUGGCACAUCACAAUCAUGGACCACUCCGUACUACUAACGCCCAAAGUAAUUGCUAGGUCUUGCAAUUUCUAUAGGCAAAAAACAUAAUAAUGUAAUUCCUUAAUAUCUAUGGAAUUGAACAUUUUGAUAUGUUCGUAAUAGGUCUUAGUGAAGCUAUUCGUAUAGAAGUGAUGCUCACAUCAGUGCUAGAGACCAUUUGGCAGAAGGCAGACUUUAUUUAUCCGGAUUUAGUUGCAUGGAGGUGAGUCUGUUAUGUUUUCAAAUGUUUAAGAGAUGUUGGAUUUUGUGCAUUGCUUGGCUUUCCCUUCACGUUUCGUAUUAGUAUUGAUGGAGAUAAGUAAUCGAAGACAGUCAUCAUUUCACAUGUCAUAAGUUAUAAAUGUAGCCAACACUAAAAUCGGUGUUCUUGCAUAAGAUGACUGUUUACUUGAAACAUUUAACUGUGGGUGGAUUCAUUUACAGAAUACGCGUAAAGCCGUUGCAUUCGUGCGAUGCCUGAUGGUAUUUGUUGUUGCUUUUAAGCCUGAAAAUAUUUAAAGAGAAAUUACAAAGGGCCAUUGAUGUUUGAUCCAGGUUAAACAUUUCCAUCCAACAUUUUGCAUCAGCAUCACAAACAAAUGUUCGAUCGUUUAUCCGGGGCCUUAAACCUUUGGGCAUGCAUUUCCCGAAAAAUAAAACGCUUGUUGCUACACGAUUUCCCGCCAAAAACAUGACGUGCAAUGGAUUUGACAUUUACAUUGGCUUACAUGCAUGUUCGCACAGACGUAAGUACGCCCUACAGUUUAAUUUAACCAAACCUUCUCUCAUUAAUACCGGAAUUACCAUAUUUUACUUGCUAUGUAUUUUUGUUUAAAGCUAAAAUUCUUCGGUUUAACAAAUGCCCAAAUUAAACUACCCAUCUGGAUGCAUUUCUCAGUUCAUGUGGUUAUAAAUACCCUCAAUGAUUUCACUCAACACCUGGUUACUCAUAGGACCUUUUGUCUCUUGAACUAGGUUUAUCGGAACGGAAAACGGUGUUUUGAGAAUAUAUCCUGGACGUCGCUUUGAGAAGACUUAUUCCCACAAACACCAACCAUGGUGAGGGCAGACUCGAGCACAGCAAUACAUAUCAGUGAUAAUAACACAAUACAACUUUGUCUUUUAACUCUAUAUUUCACUAGUUAUCGUAGCGCUGAGAAAAGAUCCAUUGCCGAUACAUAUUUGUUUUCUGUAAUCACCCGCCAGAUCAGAGCAAGUGUACCGCAAGUUAGUCAACUGCUUUCAUAUGAAAGCAUUAUUCCCUAUAGUAAUGAGGAACAUGCUUUUAAAAUUAUUUUACUGUAGAUAAAGUACUGUAAGUGACAGGAGGAAAGAAACAAACGGUCAGUCACAGAAAUAUAUCCAUUCUCUCUCGAUUAAAAAUCUGUUUUAAUUUUUUUUUGCCUUUGGCUCAGUUUUAUUUUACUACAGCGAAAACGUUGUAGGCGUAUUCGAUAACAGAAUAGACAAAAAAGCUCACCAUGCAUUAUAAUGUGAUUGUGCAGGUUCAGGCAAGCAGUAUCGUCACCUGAUAAGCUGGUAGUGUCUAUUAGGCCAUCAGCGUAUCAACCUGUUCCUGAAUCAAUUAUAAGCUUAAGCAAGGCUGUCCGCACCUCCAGGUACAUGUAACAUGUUGAUUUCGGUUGAUAAGGUUAAAAAUGAUAGCUUAGCCUGCGUUGCAGGCGUUUCCGUUUGGUUUCGGAGUAAAGAAAGACCGAGAAACGGCCGCGCGAGAAAUGAAAUUAGAGCGACAAAAUGACAGAGGGGGGAGGGGGAGGGGAAGGAAGGAAACGCUUACUGACAAACCCCUCGAUUUUGAAAACCUACGUUCGCCAGCGAACGCAGCGCCUGAUUGGCGCGGCUAGUCGAACAACAUUGACAUGUGUCGAUUAAAGGUUUGUUUCAUACUGAGAGGUCAUGUAUGGUACGUGAGACCAAAUUAAUUUUUUGUGGUGGAUAUUUGCCCUCCGAUGCAAGAGCAUUCCUCCUUGCGACUAAAUAAGGGUUUCAGGUCGUUUAAUUUAUUCUCCAAAGUGCCCAGCUCGUUGGUGCAUUUUUUCUUUGGGGGGAUGUUUAAAAAUUCUCUAGGAUAGUGAUUUACAGAUCCAAAUUUCAAAGAGUGGAUUGCACCUUAAACUGAAGCUACAUCAGCUAUGGAGAACUGCAUUGUGACCCAGUCGAGAUUGCUGAUUAAGCAAUGAUUACUUGGUAAUAACUUUUGAAUUGCGUCUCUUCUGUUAUUGCUACUCUCUGAUCAGGCAAGACUAUGGUUUCGGUUCUCCACGCGAACUUCAUUAGUUGCAGGGUUAGCUUUGUUCUUAGAUGCUUAGCUUUUACAAGAGCAACUCUAGUUGUCUGUGCCGUGGCGAGAACGGUGAGCUGUUCUGUCUAGCUGAUCUCUGUCCUCGUAGAAAUACACGGUCACAUUUUACCACUUCAAAUCCAACUUUCUGGAGGUUUUGAGCUAAAACUUCAAAAAAUCACCCUUGCGGUCCUUCCUUUUAGACGGAUUAACAAGACAAUUGUAUAAAGCCUGCAUUUGUUCGGAUUCAUUGAGAUUUCACCAUUAACGCCGUCCAUGCGUUCCAAAAUACAAAAAAAUAUUUUAGUUUCACAUACGCGUCCUCUAAAGUUCAUUUCCGCUCCUCGGAAGGCCACACAUUUUAUUGGUCAAUGAUGACAGCUGAUGACAGCAUCAAAAGUCGGUGCGUUAACUCAGGCAUGACAGGCCAAGUGCAUGGACGGUUUUCAAAGUCCCGGGGUUUGUCUGCAAGCGUUUCCUUCCUUUCUUCCUAACCCCUUCACCGCUCUUUAUCUUGCGCCAUUUAUCGCGUUCCUCGUUCCUCGUUCUUUUCUCCUAAACCGCACGGAAACGCUUGCUACGCAGGCUAAUGAUAGCUCAAUCAUAUAUUACCAUAACUAAUUUCUGCUGAGUUUGAAAUUGAGUCUGGAAAACUACAAAAACUUUUUAUUUACACAAUUAAAUCUUUUGUUUUGGUGGAAAUUCAAAUGGAACAAUCUUCUUCAUCAUGUUCUCAUUUAUCUUUGAGAGCAGACGCUUGUCAUUGAUACUGGGGUAAAUCCAAUUUGCAACGACGUGACAAGGCGGCUAUGUCGGUUGACAAAACAAUGCAUUUUAUUUCACAGAAUUUUCUUGAAAUUCAGUUUAGUUCCAGCCCUGCGGAGGGUUGUCAACCAACAAGGCCGUGACGUCAGUUGCGAAUCAGCAAUACAUGCUAUAUUCUCUAAACUCUAUAUUCAACUCACAGCUGCACCGGAAAGCCACUAGACAAUAGUCUAAGAAGAGAUGUGCUGGCGGUUAUUGGGAUGGAGAUGACCCAAAGCAGUUUCUUACAAUUCAUUACUGACAACGUAAGUGCAUGAAUUUAGGUAGUUCACUCGUAUUGCGCCGUGCAUUUCCUACUGCGCAUGACGUUGUGACUUCAAAGGUGGCGGUGAUAUUCAUCGGGUGACUAAAGAGAGGUAACAAAGUCUCCUUUUGUAGUCUAAUAUAGUGAUUAUAAUAGCUCUUCCCGGCUAAAACAGUGUUAGUCUUGAAAAUUGCUCCAGUCCCUUCGCGCUAAACGAACAUUUUAAGCCGAAAUUGUCCCUUUGUUGUCUUUUUACGAUGAAACGAGAAUGGUGACCCCGUUGUUGGUGUUUUUAACUCGUUAUGGUUAAAAGAAAAUUAUAUGUUAAAGAGAAAAAGAACUCUGGACAGAAGAUCUGUCAUUUUGAUAUGAAUGAUAAGAAACUCCGCAUUUAGAGAGAAGUAUGAGAUAAUGUUAAAACUGUCCAUUUUUUUACACCUUUUACAGGAUCCUGGUAAUUUAAAGUCACUUUACAUAAAAAUUACAGCCCAGACAAACAAAUUUGGCUUUAGUUUUUAGUAAGAUUAAAAGUUUCUGCUAUAUGAUAAGAAUUUUUGGUGGCUGUAAAAGUUUCGAACAUUUCGCGCGCAACCGGGAAAAAACACCAAAAUGAAUCUGUAGUUACCUCACAGAUCGCAAAGAGUAUGUUGAAUGUAACGGUGUGGCCUCUGCGUAUCAUAAGGUUAAAUGUUAAAUGUGGUGUUCCACAGGGUUCUAUCAUGGGCCCGUUACUUUUUAAUAUUAAUGACAUCCAUCUUUCAUCAAGUUUACUUAAGUUUAUACUAUUUGCUGAUGACAUUAACGACUUUUUCUCAAAUGCUGAAAAUUUCUAAUCAGUUAAUGGCCAAUAAUCUCACAAUUAACGUAAAGAAAACUACCCUCCGUGCCUUGUAAUAUAAGAAUAAACAACGAAACUGUUGAACUUAAAACAUAUACUAAAUUAAAUUUCUUGGUGUUUAUGUAGAUGAGAAUUUAACUUGAAAAGAACAUGUUACCUUAAUGCUUAAUGCCAGUAAGGUCUCUAAAUCUAUAGAUAUAAUAACGAAAGCGAGAUUCUAUCUUUCUAUUCCAUCGUUGCGUAACCUUAUAUUUUUCUCUUGUCUAUCCUCAUCUGAAGUAUGGAACCAUUGUUUGGAGAUCUGCGUAUAAAACUACCUUGAAUAGACUUUUUGGGUUGCAGAAAUGUAUCAUAAGAGUAAUCACUAAAUCCUGUGUUACAGUCUGUUGAUGCACCAGUGCUCCUUUAUUCUAUGACCAUAAUCUUCUUAACAUAACUAAUAUCUACAUGCAACAGAUUGGCUUGUUCAUGUUUUCUUUCAAGAACUAGAAUCGCCGAAAGGCGACUUUACCUGGUCUACCAAGGGGCGAUUAGGGGGCAGCUGUACACACUCAGGCUACCACAAAACCUUGUCGUCCACCAUUGCGUGACCUAGAAUCUCAUGUGAGAGUGAAACAUAAACUCAUUUAAACAUUGUACAUUUGGAAGACUUUCGUAAUUAUGUAAUUAUCAAUUAGGUUGAGUGAGAGAUCGAGACACGAUAGAACCUAGGAAAUCUGUAACCGUAAAUUUAUCAAAGUAAAUCUGUAGACAACCAUAUCGAGAGUGAUUAUUUGUCGGAAACCCGUUCAUGACAACCUAGACUAUACAGAAUUAUUGUACUGCAAGAAAACGAUACGUUAGCCACAGCAGACAGCGAGCAGCUUUUAAGAGAAAACAACCCACUAUAAAACACAUCAAGGUGCACGGGCCUUAUUCAACCGAGACUGAUAAAGAUGAUCAAUAGACGAUAAUCUGUAAUUUAUGGUCCACAUUGUGCCCCAAGAUAAAAAUAUAAAUACGUUUCAAUAUUCUUUCUUUUAAAUUGUUAUCUUCCUUCAACCUAUUAAAAAAGGAAUUAGUUCGUUUGCAAUUUCCGACCUGGGAAAUUUAAAAGAUUACUUACGGUUUUUUUUUUCCAUGGCUGCACUAGCCUCCCACUGAGGCGUUUUAAGGGACGAAAUACGAGCUCCCCAAAAAACACCUGCGUGGGAGGCUAAUUGGCUGUAUGUACUUCAAAAAAAAUAAUGUAAAUAGAUCAAACGGUCGAUAAGUGACUUUUUUAAACGCCAAUUGAGUCAGCGUCAAAGUGCUGAUGACACGAACUUCAAAUUGUCUUUUGUUCAGGAUAUUCAUCUCGAAGCUCAAUAAUUGACCUUUAUAUAGUUAAACGGUACAUAUACUUUAUACACUUUACUUAUACAGCGUACGGAUUCAGAACACUUUCAGUAAGAUAUGGGUUAUGUACAUAAAAAGGUAUGCAUGUUAAAGCGAGUUGUGAACUUUCAAAGUUUAUCGAAACUCACUGGUGCUAACAUCAAACGUGCCUGAUGAAUUGGCGGAAAGACAGAAAUUAGGAGAAGCAUAAUUCUCGAUCACACACACAUUUAAUGAUAGAGACACAAGCAACCGGAUUUAUUAUGUAAACACUGAUUUGCGUCAUCAGUAUGGAAUUUCUGUUGCUGAGUCGCAGACGUUCCUCCUCGCGAAACGUCCCCAGCGGGGAAGUGUGAGGAGAAACGGAUGGUUUCGCAGGCUAACCAAGGCCCAAAGUUUUGGAAUACUCUUCCUACUGAACUAAAAAAUGAAUCUUCUAAAAGAAGUCUUAAAAAAGAAGUUACAUACUAGAUUUUUAGUUUUUAGUUCUGUCCUAAGUUAAUUUCAAUUUGUUGAUUAAUAAUUGUUUGUGUUUAUUGUUUUUCCUUCUUUAUAAUAAUAUUUAGUUAUUUAAUUAGAAUUAAUUAUUGGUCUAGAAUUAUUAGAUUCGAUAAUUACAUACCCUAAAUUAAUUUCAUAUUGUUGAUUGAUAAUUAUACCCCUUAAUUCGCUGUUGUAUUUUCAACCUUUUGUAAAUGGGCUUGAAUCUAAUUAAUAAGCCACAUGGUUUUCCGUUUAGGCUGCCCUGACACCUGAAAUUGGUAAUUUUUUUCUUGGUGGUAAUCUGACAACAAAUAAAAUAAAAGAAUAAAAAGAAUUAUGAGCACGUAGGGCGAAAACAAGCGCAGUGACCCCAUAUUAUUAUUGUAGUUUUUUCAUGUCCUAUAUAUGACUGUUAAUUGUGCCAAGUUUGAAAAAAUCUGGAUAGUACAUCCUUUGUGAGUGAAUUACCUUAACUGAUCAUAUUGAGUAGCGAAACAUACAAAACAAUCAGUACUAUUUAAAGUGUGCAUUGAUCUUCGUAGGAUAUCUUAAAAACUGAAGUUUGCCUCUCAGGUUGCUUUGCAAAAUGAUAUGAACACCACCUGGUAUAUUCUUGACGACAGCGGGUGAGUAUAGUAAAAUCAUUAUGCCCAUCAUUUGAUUUUUAUUAUUUCUUUCUCAAUCGUCGAAUGAUAUUUUUGUCUACUUUUGCUAUGUUUUUGAGACCGUGUGAAUCUUCGCCAUUUUCUCGAGCAUAGCUGGGUUACGCUGCCGUGGGUCUCUUUUGCUCGCGAUAUCAAUACGAUUGACGUCAAUGGCAUUGACAUCGGCAAAUACACCUAAUUGCCAUAACGUUGUCUUAGAAAAAUGAAAAAAAGAAAAAGCCAAAUAGGAAUUAAUUUGGGAUUUGCAGCAUCCACGCGUGGACGUCGUAUUUGCCUGUUGGAAUUUGCUAUUGUGUUAAAGAUGAAGGACAAUAAGAUUGAAAAUUCCAGCGGGGAAAUGAAACGGCUGCAAAUGAAUCCACCAUGAGAGUGUGGCUAAAUUAGCCGAAUUAAUUCCUAUUUGGCUUUUUCCUUUUUUCAUUUUUCUAUGACAACGUUUUUGCAAUUGGGUGUAUCUUCCAAGGCUAGCCUAGUUGUCAAGUCUUAGCCGUGAGUUCGAAGCCAAUCAGAAACGAAGAAAUAUAUAUAUCAGCUUUACAGCCCCGACGAAGUAUGAUCUUAAAACUACUCCCUCAAGACAUAGCAAGAACAGCAAGAUUAGAACUCGGCGGAUGACAUCUGCUGUUUUAGCUCGUUUUUGAAAAACGAAUUAUUUCGAAUGAAUAAUAAAGCGAUGAAUCAAUUAUUGGAUUCGGCUUUCGCAUGAUUUGAAGAAUUAUGCAGAUCUCGGAGGGUGUUAUCCGCCUCGGCCGAUAACACCCCCCCCUCCAUCACCAUAUUUCUUCAGAUCAUACGAAAGCCGAAUCCAAGAAUUGCUAACUGAUAUCUGACAACGGGCCCUCAGACGGGGAACAAGUAAACCAGGAUUUGAGAUUUCAUUUUCUUUUUGCGCCAACGUAUUUAACCGUGUCUAAAUAAAAUAUGUCUAUGUAUAUCACGAAUGAGCCAUUAUCACUGUUAUUCUCUUUUGACUUUGUAGGUACCUAUUACUAAACUUUCCGAAUCCCACUAUAUUGCAAGUCCACAAAAAACAUUUAACGGAACGCAUCCCUUGGUUGGCAAGAGAUUUAAUUCGAAGAAAUAUUCUCAAGGUACGAUUUUGUUCAAAAAAGUUGUUUAAAAAAUACAUAGUUGCUUGGAAAUAAAGAUUCUCUGUAAACUACUUAAAGGAGACAGUCUAAGGUUCCAUUCUGGCGUAAUAUAUAAAACGGGGAGGCAUUCUAGCUCUAUUAACAUUAUCCAAAACGUAAUAAUGGCUAAACAGACUCAACUACUAAUACUUAUGUUUGGAUUGGAGCUUAUUAACCUCUGUAUAAAAUAGCAUCAUAUUUAAAAUGGAGACUUUGGGAAAAAACACUCCGGAGCCCGUCCUUCUUCUUCCCUCUAUGACUUAACAAAUGUAUUUUCGCACUAUUUGAAUUGGUCGAACAGUUUGCUGUUCAAUGGCUGUUGUUUCUUACAGUUAGAAGUAAAUAACGGGGUGACGUUAUUUUCUCCUGUUUUUAUCUUUUUUAUCAGUUCUCGAAGCAACCGCGUUACUUGUUAUUCCAUAAACAUUUUUAAGUAAUAGCUUUAUAUCUACGGGUGCCGGGAAAAGGUGUGUUGUUUAUCUAUAGAACCCAAAGCUUUGUCUUCGCAUGAGCAGACACAUGAUCACACCUAUUCCAACCUACCUAUUCCCUUUUCACCUUUGCAAUGAUAUCUGGAGAAAAUAUGUUAAAGUUAAUAACAUAUCAUAUUUUCAGGUUUCCUGGUGCAAUAACUAUCAGCAUUACACAACUGAAAUGUUUUACGAACUUUUAAGUAAUGGAUCUUCAAAUAGCACCGUCCCUUGUCGUCAGUUCUCAUUAGAACCUAUACCUGGAACAUCUCUUUUUCUAUUGGCGAUACCCUCCAAGGGUAAGCAUCAUUGUGCAGCCCAACAGGUCAGUAUGCAUAAUUUCAGGCAAUCAGUUUGUUCUGACAGGUGAUCUAGCCCACGUAGGACCUGAUGUCAUUCUUCCAAAGGGAUUAGGUUUAGGAGAAAUCGUUGGUAAUCUUGAUGAAAGAUAAAUCCCGUACAACUGUUAAAAAUUUUUAAAAUGAAGUUUAAAAAAGGUUUCAUGGACAAACAAGGACUGUACAAAAAAUAUGUAAUUGGUGGUUAGUAAUGCGUGGCACUUGUAAAAAUGGUAGGGUUGAUAUUGUAGAAUAAGCAUCAAGAAAGUAAGAGACGUUUCGUACAAAAGCCGCAGAGGGAUAUGCGGUGUAUGACAUUUGCAGACUGCAGACGGCAGACCACAGACCGCAGACCGCAGACCGCAGACUGCAGACUACAGACCGCCGACUGCAGAUUGCAUGAGGCAGCAAGACUGUAAGUUGAAUGAAACCAAAAAUAUCGUAAUAAAGGUGGCCUCAUCAUCAACAUUACCUUGUUCCGAGAAGUAAGGCCUAGAAGCGAAGUUUUAUUUUUCACGCAAACUACACCGACCUCGUUCCUAAAGGAGCUGUUGGCUGUUCUUUUCGUAUUGAAUUAGAGCAGAAUAAUGUCUGCCGAUGUGACACACUUGUUCAUGAAUCCAUAGCAACAGUCUAGCAAUUUAGCCUAUACCACAGACGAAACUAAACUAUGGCUAUAUAAGUCUGUCUGUGAAACAGCGCCGGAAUCCCUAUUCUACGGGGGCCCCACCUGUGUACUGGGACUUGACUAUGAGCAAUGAUUUGCCUAUUUAGAAAUUCAAAAUGCACUUCUGGUAAUUCGUCAAGUCCAGGUAGGAUCUGUUCAUUGUAGAUUAUUUGGCAUAUCCCUAAUACUGCUAAGAUGAAAUACGUCAUUUAAAAGGUGUUAAAUGUCCUUGAUCUAUCCUACGAAGUGCUCGCAAUCUAAAAACGUUUUUUACAGAGGACUAUUAUUUAAACAGGCAUUAGUGGGCAUGGCUACUUGUGAUUAUCAAUUCACAAUAAUCAAAGAAGAAUAAAGAAUCAACGCAAUUAUUGAUAUGCCGGGUGAGUUGAUAAAGGGUUGGUGAAGAAUAGCCAACAGCAUCUUGGGAAUGAGGCCAUUGUAACUUUGCGCAAAAAUAUCAACCUUGUUCCCAGGCUACUUUGUUACUCUCACACGAUGUUAUAUUGUUAAUCACUGCGGUCUGCAGACCGCAUACACCGACGGAAUGAGACUGCGGAGUUCUGUACAGCCCCCGAAAUGAUCCCGACCCCGAAAUGAUCCCCAACCCUGAAAUGAUCCCCAAAUCGACCCCGAAAUGAUCCCCAUUUCUCUUCACGUCGACCCCGAAAUGAUCCCCAAUUAAUUCUUGGAAUGGAACUUGUAUUCCCUCACGGAACUAUUACAAAUCUGUUGCAGCGUUUACGUUUUUAAAUCGCGUUUAACAUUUCGCUACAAAUUGAAAACGUUACAGUCAAGAACAGUAUUUUUCCUUCUUCCCUUCCCAUGAGACCCCGCGCGCGCCUCAACCUAAUCCCCAAUCCGGUCUCUUAUCGCAAAAAACACUUAAAUAGUGACUGGGUACGAGUCUGAGUCACGAAGCAGCGACUGAUCAAACAAAGUGAAAUAGAGUUUAGUUGCGAUAUUUCGACUGGCCAAUACCAGUCUUCAUCAGGUUCAUUGAGAUAUCACGAAUUCACAGAAAUAUAUAUGAAGUAAAAUUAUGACGGGAAAUUACAUAAUAUGACGUGGUAUGGUGGCUACUUUAAACGACAAGAUAACAAAAAAAUAAAAGAUAUACUAUAUAUAGUUACAGUUCAUCACGUUUAUUGAUGCCCAGAGGCUCAGUUGUCUUAGCUUUAUGGAUAAUUUGGCUUCACGUGCUUUCCUGAAAGAAUCACGCCCAUUUUUAAGUUUUUCAAUAGGAAUCAAAAGCAUAUGAUUGUCGGAAUGAUUACUGGUUAGAAAGUGUUCUGAAACUGCAGUAUGGAUGUAAUUACCAGAAGGGUUGAGUAUAGGUGAAUAAGAUUGAUCGUACACGGUAUUUGCAGUGUUUUUUUUUUUACCUUAAUUAAACAUUUCGCUACAGUUUAUGUGAUUUUUUAGCGUUUUUGUCAUCUAAUCGCCUUCAUGUAUACUUUUGCAUCUUCAACAUCAUUUUAAGAUUCUAAAAUGUGUUAAAACACUAUUUUUAAAAUUCAAUAUCCAAGGCAUGCAGUUUUAACAUCAUUUUUAGAAUUUAACAUCUAUGCAGUUUUCUCUAUAACCCGGCUAUAAUCACCUAAGUAAUAAUUUAAAAAAAUGUUAUGUUUCUUGAUAUUAUCAGUUGCAGUUCAUGGUGUUCCUAAAAAUACACUACUUUUUUUUAAUAAUAUUAUGUUCCCGGCGUUUAAUCCAGUUCAAAGUGUAGUACCAAAUUAAUGUGGGCAAGUGAAGAUUAUUAGUGAAGCUUAAGUUAUAUUGUUGUGCAUUUUGCACGAUCCAUAGUUCCAGGAUAUCAUUCUUUUCCUAAAAUUAAUUGGGGAUCAAUUCGGGGUCGACGUGAAGAGAAAUGGGGAUCAUUUCGGGGUCGAUUUGGGAAUCAUUUCAGGGUUGGGGAUCAUUUCGGGGUCGGGAUCAUUUCGGGGGCUGUACAGUUCAGACAUCGGACAUGAGACAUCGGACAACGGACAACGGACAAUGGGACUCGUCUUUUCGUGUUGUCGUUUUCGUUGUUUGUUCCUGAGCUUCUUCGUUAUUUUACGUUGCCACCGAGUUGGAAGGUUUGUUGCUGAGAACUCGUCAAAUAACUGUUGCCGUUAGUGUCGAUGACAGAUCAUUAUAAAAAAGAUUUUUCGAGUUUACAGGAUGUUGAGGGCGUCCUGUAAUAGAUAUUCCACAGGAAAUGCUGGAGCUCUAUCUUGAGCAUCAUUUCACUCCAGUGCAAAUUGCUCAACUGUUUUCUGUGUCGACGAAAGCGAUUAGAAAACGCCUUGAGGAAGCAUAGCAUGCUUACAUCUCAUGGUGCAAUUCUGCAUCUGUCAGGCAGCUAUGCUUUUCGACACGAUGGGAACGUAAAACAACGAAGAAGCUCGUGAAAGAGUAUGUAUCACUUUGUCAAAAUGUGUAGUGAGAUAGCUUACUUCACUCUCACUCUCAUCGAACUGUUCAUUUACGCGGUGAAAAAUGAACUCUACACUCUGGCGGAGGUCGCCAUAUUGCCCAGACAGUCAACUACUUCAUGUUAUUCCUGGGAGAAUUAUACCUUUUCUCGUUCCCAGGCUAGCACGGUGAAAUAGGCGAAACGAAACGACGAAACGAAACAUCGAAGAGAUAGUCCAGUCAAAUUUUGGUUUAGCAUCAAACUAAUUGCAACAGAAUUUUUUCAACGCCAUUUAAUUGUUGGAUGGCUUUGUAACAACAUACUAAAAAUCCGCCAAAAUCGGUUCGGUGAAACAUGAGAAAAUUUUGGUAAUAAAAAUUUUCAACUUUCACCACAGGAAACCCAAUUUUAGGAAGAUCGCAAAUUCAGAUAAAACAUUUGAUAAUAGUUUUUUUCCUCACGAAUUUUCGAUACAACAUCGCCAAUGUAUUUUGGGUAGUUUUGGUUUAAAAAACGCCGACUAAAUGUGUGAGAAACACCUGGGUCAGUGUUUUGUCUUGACGGCUUUGCACAGGUUACCCAGCCAUUCGUUUGUCUUCACAUUCUGUUUUCCAAACCGUAAUUGUUUUCUAUGACUGUAUUUAAAAGGGAAAUUAUUAGUCAGUCUGUACUGAUAUGAUUGAAAAUAUUAGUGUUUUUAUUUUUGCGCAAUAUCAGAAAUGCAGAAAGUAUUUUUAGCUUUACAGGCUUGUAUUUUUUUUAAUAUCCUGCAGCAUGGAAUCAAGUUUAGUAGCUGACUGAUGGUGAACAGUUUGAUUUGAUAUUUUGUUCACCUUCAGUCAGCUACUAAAUUUGCAUCCAUGCUGCAGGAUACGUGCAACUAAAUGUGUGCAACGGACGAUAGCUUUGUAUCAGAACAAACUGUUUAACCUAUUCCCAUUUUCUGCAAUCGAGUUUUGUGAGGUAGUUGUGUUCAAACCUUGGACACAAUAUGUGUGAUCGAAAUCAGGGAUUUUCUUUUUUUUCUCACGAUAUGUGUAACCUCCUUUAGGAUUAUGACUCCACCGUACUUUACAAUGUGAGUGAAUAAAUAUCCUGCUAAGGAUUCUGUCUAUUUGGUUUUGGCUAGAUCAUAACGCUCUGCGCUUUUCACUACACCUAGCCAUAGGCGUACGGGCCGGGUGGGCGAGGGGGGCUGCAGCCCCCCCAAAGUUUGGGCAACUCAGAUUUUUUGGACAGCACGAGAAAAUUUGGGCAAAGCCAGUUUUUAAAGACGUCUCCAUGUUUUUAGUAUUAUUUUGAAGAGAUAAAUAUAUUCUAUUUUAACCUGAAGUCGGCGUAAUAAUCCAGUUACAUUGACACUAGAGUGUCUGCCUAGCACGUGACGAGUUUCUGGUUGUAAGGUAUCAUAUGCUGAUUUUUUUUUAUUGUUGGGCACUGUACUGCAAUGGGCUAUUUCCACUCGUGAAUUUAUUAGAAUAAACUUCCGCCUAACUUUCUAGAAUCAUCUCCGCUCGUAGAACAGUGUAUGGCAGAUAGCAUCAGCAAUGGGUCUUAAAGUGAAGAAGUGGCUGAUUAAUUCUCAGUUUGAAUUGCGAGAAGAAUCUUGAUUUUUUAAAAAAGUAUAUCGAGCGGUUUAAAAAUUAUUCAAUAAUUUGUUAAAGUAGACUGAAAUGCUUACAAAACCGCUAACAAGAGCGCCAUGAUACAUACUAAUCAAAUCCUUCUUUGUCGCAAUUGGCCGGAGCUAUCUCCAUGAUCUAUCAACCACGUUUUUGAAAAGAUUGAAACUACUAUGAGGUGAAAUUGCAUGUCAAAAGUGCAUCGUUUUCUACAGAUAACGGCCAAACAUCAAGAUGUUCCUUUUUUUACCGUAUUUCCAACGAUAAAAACUUUAUCCCAAAAUAUCUCGAUAAUGCUCUUACAGAUUCCGUUUUAACGUCACGAACAUCGAGGCGACUAUUGGAGGAAAAAGCUCCUGUGAUCGAUUUUAGAAGAACAGUUCCCAGAGAGAAAUAUUGCUGCAAGUAUAAUAGGUAAUGGCUUCAUUUCGUUGCUAUAACAACUCCGAUGUCAUUGCAACCCUGAUCACAACAAAUUUUCAUCUUUAUCUAAUACACCUGUGGUGGCAACUUUUCCAAAUGUUUGUUUAUGGCGACGUAGUUUAUGCUCAAACUUGGCAGGUAUUGACCCUGAAAAACUGUAUGGAGCCAUUUUCAUAUGCCAGGACGGCCUAUCUUGUUGCAUCGGUCCUCGUUUCUGUUCGACUGUUUUGUAAAAAUUUGGGCAACUUGCAAAAAUUUUUUUGGGCAAAUGGUUUACCGCCCCCCCUGGCAAAAAAUAGCCCGUACACCUAUGCACCUAGCCGAAACUGUUCUAAAGAAAAUCCAGAAAACCAACGCAGUGUGAUUGUUCUUGUUUUUUAUCUUUUUCUUGUAGCGAGGCUCAGAUUUAGUUUAGUGUAUCUGUGUGUUUAAUUCUAUUUUCUGCGGCAGCUCUUCAUUUCUUGGUAAGAUAAAUGAGAUUAAUUGCUCUGUGGUCUAAAGGCAUUUCUUUUCCCUCCUUGCAUUUUUUUUCUGAGAACAACCCUGAACCUCGACCAGUUCCAGUUUUUUUCUUCCAUUGGCAAAUGAAGACCUCUUUUUUUAUAACAAUCAUGGUAUCCUAAACUUCUGAAAAUAAUUGCAGUGGUCAAUGAAGGCGCGAAAGUACUGGACAUAUGUACGACAUUAAUGGGCUUGCCUGACUCAGCUGCUGAUGGCUCACCUCUUUUUGCGGAACCUACGUUUCUCUUCGGAUGAGCGUUGUGUAACACUUCAACUAACUGCAUGUUAACCUUCUGACUGAGUUGUGUGAAUUAUGCUCUGCGUAGGGAAUUUCCAUUAAUCCAUAAACUCUUACAAGAUAUUUUUGUACGCAUUGUUUUGGCUACCCAGAGUUAAUGUUUCCCUUAAAAACCAGCUUCCCUAUUAUACUAUUUCGUUUUCUUGAAACAAACGUUUGCUACAACCAAAGUUCUUAUGCGAUGAAUGUUCCGUUAACCUUUAUAAUUUGUUUUGCGAAGGUAACAACACUUUUCCUUUAAUGAAAAGGCAUUUCCCUCUCAUCAAAUUCAUAGGCAUUGGAGCUUAACCUGUUCAAAAACUCUGCAUUGUUGUGCGUCGUAAAGAAUUAGUAAAACUAUCCUCCCCUCGUCUCCAAUUCACUUUUAACAAGAAGAAAAUGAAAAGCUUCGAAAAAGUGGAACUUGUAUAUUUGAUGAUGUUGGUACGUACACAAAAUUAAUGUACAGGUAAGCGUAAAAGGCAAAGCAUUAUCUUGCUGGAUUUUUGAAAACGUACCAAAGGAAAAUUGCAGUUUUUUCCCUAAGAAAAAGACCAAAAGCCGAAGGCAAAAUGAGCCCAAAAGUCCUCCUAGAAAAGAACAAGGAAAGGAAAAAUAGAAAGAGCGAGGAGAAAGAAACGAGGAGAAGAAAAAAGAACGAUGGCUGCACUCUUAGUUUUUAUGUUGACUUCUUUGGAGAUAGUUUUCUGAAAGAAAAAAAAAACCUGUUUGAGGGGAGAGUUCUGUUUGGCUGUAACGUUAUUCAAAAAUCUAGCUCUGAUAUAUAUUUUUCUUACCCUUGCGGCUAACAGAAAUCUGAUAAAAAGGAUAUCUUUUAAAAGCUAAUAAUUAAGUAACGGCUUUCAUUUUUCAGAUUUGAAGCCUUAUGACUAAAUUUAUUGUUGUUUUACAGCCAACAGUUCACUCUAUUACUUUGAAAGCCUCGUGUUGUUAUAGGGUUCCUUGAGUGGAACAUGGGCUUCCUGUGCAAAAGCCAACCGUGUUUAAUAUUUAUCCCCUCUGGAAAAAGAAACACUCCGUUUUUAGCAGCGAAAACUAGGUAGCAGUUAUUCUUUCUUCUUUCACUUUUCCAUAAAAGUAACAAACACUUUUUGAGCAUUUUUUGUUUAACCGUAUAAUUUCAACUAACGUGGGUCCCUUGUGGUACAAGCUCAAAAUGUUUAACGCUUAAUUUUUACAUGUUCCGCCGAACGGAUUUUGGCGGAUUUUUAGUAUCUUGCUAGAUAGGCCACCCUUACUUAAAUGGCGUUGAAAACAAUUCUGUUGCAAUUAGUUUGAUGUUGAGCCUCGAAAAUGCCUAGAUUGACUGGACUAAGAAGUCAAUGGACGUGGAUAAACGGACAAUCGACGACGAACAUCGGACAAAGGACUUUAUACAUCAGACUUAAGUCUUUGGACUUCCCGAACUUAACGCCAUGUUGUAGAACAAGAAAACAACUAUUUCAGAGUUAGCGAAACUUUGAUUAAAGUCGCUCUGUUGUAAAACCGAAGUGUUUAGCAACGCCAUGGUUUGAACUACACCUCUCUUUACCUGGAUAAGUUACAUGCAUGCAACUUAACUGCCGGCUUUUUUAACAUUGAUACAUCCUCUUCGGUCUUUGUAGUCCUCCUCCAUAUCAUUUAUGAGUAACAUUCACCUGAACCCGUAGGACUGACAAAAAGCCGGUUGGAAAAAUCUUACUCAUACCGGGGUUUUGCGAAAGCGUUCUUCGGCUAUAAAAACGACCUUAGAGGGCGUGUAGCGGCUGACUUGGAAACAGUUGCUGAUCAAACUUCGUUACGUUCAAGCCAUAUUUUACAUAGGUAUGGAAGAAAUGGGUAGAUACAGACAGCUGGGUGAAGGGACCAAGUGACAGUGCAUAGACUCAACAUAACAAUAACAAUAUUUUAUUCAAGGAAUAAGAUAACAAAGGGAACUACCUCUCGAAAGGGGAGAUCUUGAGGUUAAUCCUAUAUAAACGACUCUCCAAAUUAAAACAGAAAAAAUCCAAAUCUGAAAACUAGAUUCUAAGAAUAGACUGCGUAAAUCCUGGUUCAUACUGUCGACAUCAGGGAGUGUAAGCAAAUACAAGGGCGACGGCAACGGGGACGUCAAAAGAAGCAAUAGAUUUAAUAACCAAAACAUACGUGCAUCACACUUUUCUGUAUAUUUCUUAGCCGUCAAUGCACGACUACAACGUAAACUUUCCAAUUUGACGCUUGAUAGAGCCGUUAACACUCGACGGCAAAUUUUUCCUCCUUUUUUGAGACUUUGAUGUGUUUUUUUGUGUGACUGUGAUGCUUCCUAAAAAUUCAACUCCAGAAAAACUCGCCUAUAUUUCACUAAUUGAGUCAGAAUAGCAACCUUGAAUUAAAAAAAAAAGGAAUGCAGUUUAUAAGAGACGUUUUUGCUGCCGUCAGUAUCCUUAUGGCUUAGUAAACAUAAUGAUCAAAGUAAUUUCGAGUAAAAUAGAAAAAAAAGAAAGAUGGCGGAGGCGAAUCUGCUUUAUGCGUUUGGCUUUACUUUGUUAGUCUUUUAUUGGCGGAGACGACAACGUCAACAAAGGCUUCAAAAUAAGAAACCGUUCGCGAAAAAAUAAUUAUUCUUUAUUUUACGGUCUUUAAAGGGACCGUGACAUGCUUCUGCGCAUGAGCAGCAUUUUGAUUUCUGGUCUGGCGAACCGUUUUUCAAAGUUGGCUUUCGGUGAAGAAGUCCUCUUCCAUUGACCCUGAGAGGCCUGAGAAAGCUAUAACAUCGGCAUUAAAGAGUAGCCCGAAUUUCAGGCGAUUACAUCGAGUCGUUUUCUCCUCUCAGCAAUGUCGUUACUGAGGGAGUAAAAACGACUCGAAGUAAUCGUUUCAAAAUCAGGCUAUAUUGAAGAGCUAUCUGGUCCAUUUUGGAAGUUUUAACCUCCAUAUUUUGUAUUUCCAUGCAAGCGUUGUCGAGAAAUUCGAGGUUAUCGCGGAGAAAUGUCCGAAGCCAUAUUUGUUGUUGUCAGUGUUGCUACUAACGGAUCAAAUGUGGCGUUUAAUUUCGUCAUCUGGCCUUCAUUUCUGUCUAAAACAUUCUCUAGUAAACGAUCUACCUUUACCGGAUAGUUCUUAAACGAUAAAUGUAUAAUGAAAGUUGAAAACUGGUUUCCUUGAUACGGCCGUGGACUUACGAUAAAUGGGAUGCAGCGGCAAUAUACCUGCCAACUUUUUCUGAGAUAUAAGCGUAAGAUUUUUAUCCUGGGAGUGCUGGGAUUUUUGAAGACGACUCGAUCAUUUCCGAAGAUUCCCGAAGAAGUCCGAAGUCUUCCGAAGACGUCCGAAGUCUGCCGAAGUCUGCCAAAGGCGAGCUCGCUCCCAGUACUUUUCACUUCAAAAAUCAGAGAUCGCGAGGAAGGUAUUGCCAUUUAUUCAUUUUACACAUGGUUUUCGUUCCUUACAUGGGUCUGAGUUAACAUAUUUUGGAAAUUGUUUCAAGCAGGACGGCAACAACUCACAUUUUUCAAUCAGACGUGAGAAAUUGGCCCGCAGGCGUGAGCCGGCGUGAGACUCACGCCUAAGGCGUGAGAGUUGGCAGGUAUACGGCAAGUGAAACUGAUUUUAUUUAGCGACCUGACACUCGAUCUUCUGCAACAGUUUAGUCUCUCGUGUCACUGAAUGGAAUCAGAAGGAGAAAACCCAGCAAUCUUUUGUUUUACAGGAAGUCGUGUGAGGCUUAAGGAAAGAAUCCAUCGAACAUGAAAAGUGUUAACAGGGGUUUGAUUUAUGACUCCAAUCCUGUUGUACCCGAACAAAAGUACACUAGUAAUAGUUGACACUACAGCUGCCCCCGUUCUGUAUAUUGUCGGUCAAUAGUAUUCUUGCUGGUUGUGUAGCUCUUUGAAAUAUACCGAUUCAUAAUGAAGAUUUUCACACAUAUUCCAUACAAUAGGUGAGAUAAAUACAGGAAACACAAGGUUCAAUGCACAGUUUCAGCUCGAUUUACACAGCUUUCUUCUCAGUUUCGAGAAAAGUUUAUUCUAAACCAUAAUAAAAGAUUUAAUUAGAAGUUGAAUUUUUCGCUAUUUCUCUUUCCCUUUUCACGUUCAGUUCAUUUUAUUUGCCGAAAGUAAGCCUUAGAAAUUAACUGGGCGCUUGAUCGAUUCACGCCAGCGCAUUCUAGUCUUACUUGAAACUAUAUAACGGAAGGACAUCUGUGAGCAGGGAAUAAGUCAGCACAGAAUUUGCUUGUCGGCGAAUUUCUGUAAAUGUCCAUCAAUCUGCUGGUGAUAAGGUAGCCGUUGUUCACUCGUCUUGCUUGUUUGGGGCUGAGUCUUAAUCCGGUCAAAGAGAAAGAAAGAGUGUCUGGCAAGGUUUCCAAUAUAAAUCAAAGAUUUGUGAACUCGUGUCUGGCAAACUCUCCAAGUGUUUAUAUAUACACAGUUAAACGCACCUUAUAACCUCUCCCGCGCUUAACGAAUGUCUUUUGGUCCAUAACUUUCAAAACAACUGCUCCACAGAAUGUCACUGCGUAACGCAAAAGAGUAUCGAAGUGUGACUGCACAAUAAAUGUCACAAAAUCUACCUGAGCGGUCCCUUCGGGAUUUUCUGUCUUUACGUCAUCCUAACCAUUUCGUACUUGCGGGCGCAAACAAUAGAAACGUCAUCAUUACCUACCGAUUCCUCGCGGCCCCAGUUCGAGCAAAUCGAGAUUUUUUCUAGUAUACUGACUGUAUAUUUGAACUGUAAGUACUUCCUUAAUAGACGCGCGAGUUACUAGGGUGCCUCCUCGGGAUUUCGCCUCUGGGCGAAUCCCUGCGGGGCCAACAACACCCCGUGCGAUCUUCAUCGAUGUGGUACGCUUGAAAUGUUCCUUGUAUCUUUGCGGUACGAGCGUAUAUGUUUAAGAAUUGAUCUUUAAAGAUAAAUUGCUACCUGAAUAUUCUGUUUAUAGUCUGAUUUCUUUAUGUAGGUGCUGACCACGUGGGCGGAAAACACUCUGCUCUUCUCGAUAACGUUAACUUGUUUUUGUGGAACACCCGACGCAACGUGAAGGAAUUUGUUCAUUUGAUGAUGAGCAAUUGAAGUUAUGCUCAAUUUUGCGGUUUUCUUUACUUUUAUACGUUAUGUAGCUACUGUUUUAAAAAAAUCAUUUUAUGCUGAAGCGCUGUUAAAGACACAUUUUCAAACACUGCUACGUUUUUCAGCUGGUAGUGUUCAUGCAAAGUGCUUAUCACGCUAACCGACUGCAUGACUUAUUCAUAAUGCUCAUUCAGCUGGCAUUUUUAGCAAAAAAAAUUGCCUUAUCCGAUGCUGUGUGUUUUGGUUACUGGUCUGGCGCUAUUUGCAGGCAUUUCUAAGUUUAUACAGGGUGAACUGGGGUUGCUGUUCUAGCCCAGCAUCAUAAUCCACGGGUUUCUUGUGGUGACAGAGAGACAAUCUUUCUGUCGUCAUGGUGGUCCGCAGGUAGCCUUUAACCAGCUUUUAAGGUACUGUUUGCUUGUUUACUGGAAAUUUUGGGGAAAAUGUCGAUAACAAAAAGAAAUAGUUCAGUUUAAUUUGAAAGGCGAACAUUAAAAACAAAAAAACAUUAAGUUCUGUACCUUUUGCCUUAUCCGAUGCUGUGUGUUUUUUUUUGCGGAUUCCGACUUGUCGAGAGAAAAUUAUCGGUUACUGGUCUGGCGCUAUUUGCAGGCAUUUCUAAGUUUAUACAGGGUGAACUGAGCCCGGGACAGAGAGAUCAGUAAGGCUUGUUUACAAAUUUCGUUUGCUGAUCGGAGACAAAGGUUUGCCAGUGUGGGUACACACGUAGGUAAAUGUUUGUUUCAAAGCAGAACAGGGUUGUAAAUUUUAUUCUCAUAGGCUGCAACAUAUAUCUGAGGAAUAGCAGAGAAUAAAUAUAAACCAUGGGGAUAUACAAAAUCGAAUUAAUCGCCAACGAUGAAUUUAAAUUAUGCAAAUUUCCUUGCGUGCCUCUACUUCGCUUCCGACUGGUUUAGAAACAAUCAGCUACUGUCACAACUCACACAUGCGCAGUAUCGUUGUACAGUGCCUUUAAACUCUUGCAAGGGUUUGUCGUAUAUGACAGGGUAUUUCCGAACUCUCUCUGAUAGCAGUUCUUCAUUAUCUGCAUGUACUUCAACAGUCUACAAUCGACAAGUUCGAUAGUUUUUGAGGCGCUCUGAUACGUUCCUUGUUAUGUCGUUAUAUCGAAUAUUGUUCACACUUGUUGGUACCAUAAUCAACCUCAAUAUUAAUUGAACAGAAACGUAUAUAAAUAUAAGUAAUAAGUUCAGUGAGAAAACAGAUGGACUUGAAUUGAAUUGAGUCCUGAUGUUAUGGCUGAUGUUAAGGUAAGGGAGCUGCCCAAAAGCAUUGACCAAUAGUUUGCAUAAUUUCUGGAAACCUUUGAAAUAAGGGAUAGGAUAUGUUGAUUGUAUUUCGAACGUAAGAUAGACUGAAAAUAAUAUCCGUACUUGCCAAACAACACGCUUUCGUGAUCUUUAUGAGCCUUAAACACAUUAAGUUCUAGUAGUAAAUUUUGACCACGCUAAGCCUUAAAUUUGACCGCAAGAAAUGGAACCUUGCGACAACUUUUAUCCGGUAAAAAGAAAAAGUAUGCAUCUGAUGAUCUUUCAUUACUGUUUAACUUACAGGACUGUUAUUGUGGGAAAGCCUGUAACGUUUGCUCUGCAGAUGUGACUUUUAAGUGUCAGGUUAGUCUUGCCCACUAUUUUUCUUUUAAGGAAUACUGUACCAGUGAUUAAAAAAGUCGAGUGAUUAGUGUAUUCAACAUGCUGUCUAAUUUGGAAAUAACUGGAUGGAGAAAAUUCCAGUCAAAACUGAGCCAAGACGUCGGCCACUUCUGUCAAAGGGCUUUACACUGAUUGCCUGUUUUUAUUAUUACCUAGUAUUGUAUUUUAUCGGAUUUGAUUGGCUCAGACAAACUGUCUAAACUGUCCAACAGUUAAAUUGGACAGUUUGCGAAUUUUUGAAACCUAUGUAAGUGAAACAAAAAUAAUCCUUAAUUGGACAGUUUUAUUUCUAAAAACUAAAAUAGAAUAGCUAAGCUUAUGAUAUUGGAUCAACUGACUUGCUAAUAAUUACUAUUUCAGUGCCCUUGUAAAUGUCAAAUGUCAUACGACGAAUGUGAAGAUUCCGUAACAAAGCUGUGGACCUCGAUACCCUGUCCUUGUGAGUACGCAAUAAAAAAUUAAAAAAAUUUUUUGCCCUCCAUCAUUUCUUUUUGAAUCAACAGACGGAUUUUAUGAACAAAUUUUGUAACUUUACUAGUGCCAGCAUCCCCGCUGUUUGGAACAGAGGCCGAAGAGGCAGUUUUCAAGAAUGCACUCGCCGCCGUACCAAGAUGUGCUCGCGAAUGUCUGCCAAUGUACGUAUAUCAAUGUAAAUGUGAGGAAUUUUUCCGUGCAUCACUAGAGCGUCUAUUACGGUUUGUAAGCAAGACAUCCCAAUAGGCGUAAGAUUAUUCAGGAAAAAUUUAACGGCCCUCUUUCAAUUAAGUGAAAUUAAUUCUAACUGUAUUUUUAAAAAUUAAUCAAAGCUAGUUAAUUCGAUUUAAUUAAUUUUUCUUCUCGUACGGUGGCCAAUCAUAAAAUAUUUCUUCAAAAUCAUAAUUAAGAGACAGUAUAUUCUUUGAUUAUGUGCCUAUAUUGUAUAAUUAUACAUUGCAUAUUUUCUUAUUUUGUAAGUGAAAUGUUUUUGUUCUUGAAUUUCUUUUUCGAGACUUCUAGCCUCCACAUUCCUGCGAAGGGGCCAAAAAUUGAAUGCCAGGUUUUAUCGUAUAAAACAACAUUCAGUUUUUUCUUUUCUUCCUUUAGCUUGGACAUGGAUGAAUGCGAAAACACUUUAGGUUGUCACUGGUGCAAUUUAAAUGCAAAGAAAUCAUGCAACUCAGAAUGUAGAACAGGCGAAAGGUAAACCAUAGUUAAACAUGAUAUGUAUAUACGUUUACCCAGUAAUAAUGCAUUAUUUGAUGCUUGGCUGUUUUACCUUAUACGUCUCCACAGUCAAUAUAGAUCCGUUGCCUAUUUUAUUCCGCCUCAAAAUUGUUUGGGACCAAUUUUCAUUUACAAUUGACUAAAAGCGAAAGUAAUUGAACAGUGUUUAUAAGUAUCACAGAAGACUGAGGAUACUUCUUCAAAGAAUUAGCUGUAACCCUCCACACGGGGCGAAUCUAAUUAAUAAAAAAUUAUGUUAAUGUAUGUCUCCUAGUACCUGUAGUUUCAUGAACACGCUAGAGCUAAUUGUUUGCUCAGUUUAUCAAGCAUUCAAAAAGUGCGUUGGAUUCGACACAUUUUUGAUUAAUGCCAAAGUCAAUUCAUUUGAGGCGACAUAAGGUAUUUUAUUUAAUGAAUGAAAAGUUCGACGUUUGAAACGGGCCAGACCUCCUAAAUUUUAGUAUUCGUUCUUGGUUCAUAACCAUUGUGACUGUUAGAGUUAAGACAACCGAAAUAGAGAGAGGUUCAUGAAAUACUGGUAAGUUGCUAUAAACACGCAGACUUUUCUUUUCUUUUAUUUUCAGUUUGUCGAUUGCUGUCCUGUUUCCUUGCAACAAUUUUCAAAAUUUGUCAGCUGUUCAAAAUGUCGCUGUAAAGUUCCUUUUGAAACGAAAUUUACUGAAUCUCGUUUCUAGUAUGACCUCGCUAAGCUUGGAAGUUUUAGAACUACAAAAGGUAAUGUAGCCGCAAGGGACCGCGGAAGUGAUAUUAUUCUAGCAGUAGCCCUGACCAUCAACAACAGCACAAUUAGGUAUAUUUAUUGCCACAUUAGUCGCAAUCGUAGAAUACAAAAAUUAAACGAGACUUACCUGUAAGUUGAAGUUUGAUUGAAAUUCUGUCACGUGACGUGAGGAGGGGAAGAUCACAUGAGAUAGUACAGCGCACGCGCCAAGUCAUUCUUCAAAAUGUGUGGGUGUGAAGGGGACAUAGAGUACCAAAUAAAGCCCAAAUUCACGCAAAGGUAUUUGGCGCUCAGAAGUAAUGUUCCAUGGGAGGGAACAAAAGGGUUCGGGCAUGUGAUCUCCUCCCUCCUCACGUCACGUGAUAGAAUCUCAAUCUUACGUCAAAUUUCGUCUCGUGCAAUUUUCCUGUCCUAUCACGUGACUACAGGAGACAGGUGAUCCCAUGAGACUUUAAAGCCUUGAACACCCACAACAGGCAACAGUGUAUUCAUAAAAGUUUCACUUUAUCACAGUAAUAUAUAUAAAUCCUGAAAUAACAAAGAGUUGUUCAAAGAUAGCAAUACGAUAUCCUGGCCUGUGAUACCGCACAAAUAUUUGCAUAAAAAGAAACCUAUUCUCGUAUAAACAUAAACCUUACUUACUAACCUUCCUAGACUUCCUUAUUUAGAUACAAUUCUUUCAACAGCUGUUUCAACAGUUGGCUGGCGCUCAGCUGAAACCUUUCAAAAGUUUUAUGAUAAACCAGUCUGGGACAACACCACAAUGGUCUCGCGGUUAUACUGUCCACCUAUUUUCUGUGCAGAACAAAACUUCUGAAAGGUUUCAGCUGAGCGCCAGCCAACUGUUGAAAGAAUUGUAUCUAAACGUACAUCUUUCUCUUUGGCCUUGAAGGCUGAAGCCACUCUAGUGCUAUGUGCAGAAAAUUUUGUUGAAUCAUUUCCAGAUCUUUGAAGUACAGAUCUGGUUUCCAGGAGCAGUAUGUGUCAAAUUUAUUAUUGAUCCUUGUUGCAAACAGUUCUAUGUUAAGCCCAGGAUAUUCUGAUAAAAUGUCUUUUAAAGCCCAAUCAUAUUUGUCAGAAAAGUUGCGUGAUUGCUAAUCUACACCUACAUUUGACUUCGCAGGAGUGUGAACUGCUGUAAGCCAGUUGUCACGUUUGAUAGCCCAUUCCAAAAUUUCUGGGGCUCAACUAUCCACUUCGAUGGAUUUGUCGCCCCUCAUGUUAUCAACAUAGGCCACAGUGGUAGUUUUUGACAUGGGCCCCAAAUGACUGGAGGGCAAAUAAUGCUGCGCUUGUAACUCUAGCAGGUUUGUGUCGAGAUGAUUCACAGGGGGUCCACCUUCCUCCAAUUUCUGACCCUUCAAACCCUGUCACCCACCCCUUUUUGGAUGCAUCUGAUUGGAUAAUCAUAUGGGGUGUAGAUUGCAGUUUGCUUGUUUUGACAUAAGGUAUAUUUGCAAUCCACCAGUUAUUCGUUAAAAGAUGGAGGAUGAUAACAUCCUAGGUACUUGGACUAUCACUGGCACUAAGGGCCUUGGUUUGUCAUGCUUCAGUGUAGUAGGCCAAUUUGAGCUCCGUGAAGAUUUGAUAUUAUAAUGCCAAUUAGCCUGGCCACCUCUAAAAUUUAAGUUCUUCCUUUAGAAAGGAACUGCCGACAGGCCUGAACUGUCUUUUCUACCAUUUCAGGAGUGGGGUAUACUGUCAUUUCUACCGACCUCAAAACGAAUCCCGGAAAAGUCAAAAUCUGGGUAGUAAUGGACACAGAUUUUAAGGGAUGGAGAUAAAACCACAAUUUAGUAAAUAAAAAUGCGGUGUUCAUGACAUUGCGUCUGCAUUCUUCACUCGUGUCUCCUUGCAAAUUGGAGUCAUCAAUAUAACCUAGGCUCAGAUGGCCCUGAUUAUGUGGACUUGAAUAAACAGGCUUUAGUAACUACGUAAAAAUGCGAGGCGCACUGGAAAGACCAUUAGGUAAGCAAGUCUAUUGGUAGAGGGUGCCAUUAGACACCAUAGACAUUUCAAGUAUUUCUGGUGCUCAGGGUGUAUUGGUACUGUGUAAGAGGCACCCUUUAGGUCCACAGAUGCCAUGUAGCACCCAGGUUUCAUCAUCCUUAUUACGAUCUCUGACGUGUCCAUUUUGAAAUGAUGGUGCGCUACAAACUCAUUUCAUUGUUUUAAAUUAGGGAUCAUUCGAAAAGAUCAAUCACUCUAAACCUUAAAAAAAAUAAAUUCACCUGGUCCAGUACCAGAUUCCUUGAUAGUUCAAGGAUAUGAUGUUGCUGGGCACUGAAUACACUUGGCUGGGAAGUUCCCUGGCUAGGGGAAAUCCCUCCCAUAAAUGAAAAUUGACCCCACGCACGUAUUGUGGUAUAUUUCGGUCAGACAUAAUAUCACACCACGAGGGUAGAAACUCUUUCAGUUUUUCCUCUUGAAAGGUAGUAAGAGUGUACAUAAAUUUACCAAAAUCAUAUUAACAUACCUCUGAAGUUACUGUUUGGCUGCCCUAUCCUUUUUGAGCCGAAAAAUCACUAAAAAUUGUUACAAAAAAAUCGACAGAAAAUCACGUCCAGUGCAUAUUUUAUGGGCUAAAACGGCUGUUUUGAUUCCCAAAGUACCUUCGACCACUAACAUUAUUAUAGUGGUUGCUGUGGCAAGAACUCGUCUAACACUUUCUUGGUAGGCCUUUUGGCGUCAGUGAUGUCUUUUGUCAGUUUGGACUGGUCGCCGAAAAGAACUUCCGAGGACGGAAGACACGUGUGUUCUUGCGGCGCAAAAAUGCACAAAUGUACGUUGCUUUAACUGCGUUAAAGCUCCACUGGGAAUCCUUAACGUUUAUAUUUAGGUGAAGUACGUUGACUUGUCAAGUGAAUGCGAAGCUUCCUAUGUAAGUCUCUUGUGAUUCCCUGGCUAUUUCGCAAAGUUUCUGUGUGACACUUACGAAGACAACCUAGCUUUCCAGCGCAAACUGUGUAAUGACCUGGCGUGUUCGCUGUGCUAUCUCAUGGUUUCUCCUUUCCCCUGUAGUCACGUGAUAGAAUCUGAAUUUAGAGCUUGUGUUUGUGUCGCAUAAAAAUAACAACAAAUAUGGCAAUCUUCCAUUUAUACAUUUACUCUGACUCCCUCCCCCAAUUUCUCAUUCAUAAGCUCGAUAACCUAUUUGCGUAUAUUUGAGCCAGUAAAAGUUGUGAUUACUGCACGUACUAUACGUUGCUGCUGGUCAUCCUUACUUUCUUGCUUCCUAAGUUUGCCUUGUAAGGAAUAAAACGUCAUUCUGUUAUACAAUAGGAUGGAAUACUACUCAAGUUGUUUGCAACCAGCGUAAGUAGUGAUCUCAAAGGAAUGCAACAAAAUAUUCAAUGGUUGGCAAGGCAAGGUAAAAUAAGGCUUGGAUCUGAUUCGGAUCUACCUCAAGUUUACAUUGCUAAGAGUCCAAAGGACUUCACGGAGUGAGUAGUAGUGCACUCUUGUUGAUCUACAUUACAAACUAUUCAGGGGCCAUUUGAAACAAUAGCUUUGAUGGUUGCUGCAUAGGUUCAAGUAAAAGCUAGACUUAAUUAAUAAAUUGAAAUCAGAAUCAGCUUCAGCCUGAAAAUUUUUCACACUUAACUUUAGACCUUUUUACAAGUGUCGCUUAUAUUUUUCAUUCGCGUGCAUGAUCAAUCAUGAUCAAUAUGACGCCUACUUGAACAGAAAUAUAAGUUAUAAACUGAAGGCAGUCAUGUUUACUAUCGUGGCUUUAUUGCUUGUGUUUAGUACAUCUAACCUCCCUAAUAAACCCCGUUUUUUUCAACCUUUGACGAGAACGAGUUAGCUAGACGUUUGUUUGGUGGCCCCACCAUACAGACGUCUGUAAAAUUUCUCCUCUUUGCGUGGAGCAUUGUCUUCUAUCUAUUCAGACUCCACUCGAGCAACAGUCUCGAUGGAUAUUCCCUAUCUGGUUCUUAUCAAACUACAAAAAUCCUCGGAAGGGUCUAUUGCAAACAGUUACAACAACAAACAUAAUUUCAAUACUUUUCCGUUAUCCUUAGUUCUUCGGCAAUUGUCUUCCUCUACAAGAACACAAAUCCGCCCUAGUAUAACUAUUAUAUAGCAUCCAGAAUUACUGAACAGAGUAAUUAAAAACGAAAUCUACCGUAACUGGCUAGUGCCUAUAUGGCUGUAGAAAUGUUAUAAGUAAUUUAUAUAUUCAUUAUGACCCGGUGUAAGGUCGAGAUGGUAAUUUAUGUUACUCAACAUAACUUGUUACAAUGAGUGCCUGUUCGUUUCCGCCCCCUAAAACUGGCUUUUAUCUCUUUAAUUGCGUCCUUUCGAGUCUUAAUCAAGUCAGUGUACUUUAUUACGUGACUUCCGUUUAAUUUCUAUCUUGUUAGUUUGAUCAUUUGCUUAACACUGGACAGUGGUCUUCCAGAGGAAUCCCUUGCUAUGAGUUACAACAUUGAGUCUGAACUGCAGUAUACUCUGAACGUGUUGCUGGGAAAAUCACUGGUAACACGAAUCCGUCGAUUACAUUUUAACAAGGUAAGAUAAAUCAGACAUUUUUUUCUUUUUUGUUUAUUUCUUAAAAUAUUUGAAAAGAAACCAAUUUGUAACUCUUUUUUAAUUAGGUAACAGAAACGAGUUCAGUAAAUAUAUUGAUAAAAAAUCGUCUGUUUUGGCAUUUCCCGCUUGCUACAGUUUUGUAUUUUGUAACGUCAUUUGGUUGCCGCCUUUGUUACAAACGUGAAGGGUGAUUCUUCACAAUAGUGGCAUCCAGUGAUGUCAUGCUAAUUUGAAAUAUUUGCGUUCAGGAAAAAAUAGAAGAAGAAAGUAAAAGUAACCUUACUGUUCGCCUGAGAUGAGUAACAGAGGCUAAUAAACGGUCUUUCUCCGGUUUUAGACAUCAGUUACGUUCUCUUUGAGUAACGAGGGUUACACACACUUGUAUCCAAUGGAGGCAUUUAAAGAAAGACUCAAAAGAGCUGUUAGAUUGGGCGAGCUAUCGCUCCACAUUCCCCUUGCCGAGGGGAAAACUACAAAAAAGAACCUGACCGUCAUUAACAUCUCCGCACGUGGAACGUUCGAUUUUCUAUGUUAUCCAUGCAUACUAGCUACAACAAAAGAGGCAUUUCAAACUUCCUUGCAGACAACAACGCAUGGUGGUAGUGAUGGUACAAUGGGGGCAAUAACAGGUGAGGUGUAGUCGAGUCUGCCUAAUAUGUGUGAUGUCAGUGUAUCCUAUAAAACCAAAAUAGGAUAACAGUUGGCACUACGGACCCGAGAAGAAACAAACAGGAUAAUCUCUUUUGUACAAACAGCUGAGACCUUUCAUAGAGCGUUUUUACACGACGUCACGACGGCCAUAUUGGUGUUACAAACAAAUCCUGUAAAAAUUGAACUUGUUUUUUAUGUAAAGGUCUUCUCUUUUUUGUUCCAAUAAAUUUGAAUAGAUGCUGGCCACGUGACUGCAAACUGCCCGUUCUUGUAAUUUAGCAACACCUUACACCAGAAAAAAAUGGGUAGUUUGACCAGUUGAGGUAUCGCGUAAAACGUUUACCCAUAUAUGUAUACGUUACUUUUUCGUUUCGUUCUUGUAAUGUUUAAUCUUCGUUGACAAUGAUUAAUGGAGUGGCAGAAACAACCAACUUAAUUUGUCGUCUAUUUAUCCUUUAGCGAAAAGUACUUUCAACAACCCGUCAGAGAAGGACAGGGAAUUAAAGCCAGGCCUUACCCCAGUAGAGAUAGGAGUGAUUGUCAUAAUCUCUAUACUUGCUUCUUCCUUGCCUUGUAUUCUGUGUCUGCUGCUUACAAGAAAAAGACAAAAGAAAGAACGCGUUACUCCUCAGCAAGACCUUGACGAAGAUUUGUCAUCUGAAAUAUCUCGGCUAUCAGAAAUUGACGCUGAUUGCAACAUUAUUGUCAAUCGCGCGUACUUACUGCAAGAAGAGUCCAGAGCAUAUUGUCCACCGAAGAAGGCCUGGGUCAGAGCGAAGGAACUUGCAAUAUCUAAUCAUGUCCCAGAAGGAGCAUGGUUUUAA
Porites lobata is the source of this 45368-nucleotide messenger RNA. NCBI's taxonomy places the organism in Eukaryota, Metazoa, Cnidaria, Anthozoa, Scleractinia, Poritidae. The record is from the annotation of a GenBank genome assembly.